AGAGCAGAGGGUCUCAGUCCGGCCCCUCAUUUCUCCCAGCUCAGCUCAAGGUAGGCCCUUAUCUUUCACAAGAUGUUUUUAAACACCCUGCCCUGUAUAGCACACACACAUACACACAGAGCGGGCUCCACUCUACUGUCCAAAGCAAUCUGUCCAUCUGGGAUGGGUACCACUCCCUUCUCCUCCUCAUCCAUCACUGGCUAUCUCUCCUAUUCUCAUUUGCAGUGUAUUAUCCUUUAGCCUUGGACUUAAAUAUUUUCCGUUCUAUAACAACAAUAAGACUGUUUCACUGAAUAUGUCCCUAUAGAUAACAUUAAGACUGUUUCACACCCAUGUGGGAGUCAGGCAUUUACAUUUCUGCAUAUUUUACCUGUGGAUUUACAUCUGUUACCUGCUCCAUCCAAGAUAGUGGCUCCAGCAGUGAACUGGUUAAUAUAUAACAGAUCUAGUUAUCAGAGCUAUGUGCUCAUUACAUGCUAAAUAUAAAUGUAUUUUAACCCAGUUUUAUGUGUAGUUAUUUACAAAGUCUACAAGCAUCUGUGUUGAGAGUUCACAAUAAUGGUGUUGGUAUUUAUAUAAUAGUUUGUCUAAAUAGCAGGUUAUUUACACUUGGGGGUUUCCCAUAGAUAUAUCAUUAAUAUACCUUAUCCUCUACAUGGUAUAUUUUAUGUAUUUUAGUUAUAUGGCAAAAAUACCUGAAUCCUUAUUCGCUUUAGGCAACAAUUGAACACAGGAUAGGAGUUGAGAGGAGAGUAGUAGUUUGCUGUGUUUUGGGUAUUUAUAUUUUUUGUAGUUGUAAUAAAUGUUCGCAUAUUACCAACAAUAAGAAUCUUUACCAACCAUUACCUCAUUGAUAUGAAGUCAAAUUGUAACAAGCAUUCCAAUCCAUCCAUUGUAUGACUACCAUUGCCCUGUGCCUUUUAAAAUAUCCUUGCAUGGUACUGUACUGUCCCAGCAUCCAGACACUUCCACUCCAGAAUAAACGCCAGAAAAUAGCCCACACGGUUAUCAACAAAGUGGGAACUUUACAUUUUAGGCCAACAAAAGAAAUAUUGAAAACAUAAAUGACUUGAAAUCUUUCCAGUUUGGCUAUUGUUUUGUGAAAUUUGACUUUAGUGAGUAUUCCCACCAGUGCUUAAAAAAAGAGAAGACUUAUGAAUGUUAUUGUUAGGAAUUCAAUGUAAAUUUCAAAUAUUAGGCUAAAGUAGCUGAACUGAAAACGUUUUCCAAUUCGGCUGUUUAGGCGUAACAUUUAAAAUUCACUUUGAAUUCGUAACAAUUUACACUUUGGCGAAUAAACCAGUAUGAAGGAACAAUAGAGUUCUAUGGAUGCAGAACUAGUGAUGGUGCAUACCCCCACCAUAUCUAUCAACAGCAUUGCCGCAGCUAGCAUAUGUGUGUGGGUGACAAGCAAUAAGUGAUUACUCACAACCUGAAAGCACAAUAGUGGCCCAGCUGUUAUGUGUCCAAAGAUUUUGUGUCAGAUGGGCCAGUAAAGAAACGUUUUGGCUGAAUACACGCUAUAGCUAUGAUAAAAUAUGGCAGUCAGCAUCAUGUGUGGAUGUCUGUCUAUAUAUGGUACUAGGCAACUCAUUAAAAUUGAAUAAUGGACUAAAAUAUUGCAAGUAAACAUGCAAUAAGUAAUUAACAACUGAAUCUUGAUAGGACAUUUAGCUGUAAUCCCUUCCUUCCCAAUACUGUAAAUGCGCAGGCUAAAUUUAGUUUUGCUACUACUAGAGAAAGUUAGUUAAGAUUUAACUGACAGUAUAACAGAACUAAUUAUCCAAAUACAGUAUUUACUUGAAUCUAAUGCGUACCUUUUUUGUAAAAUAAAGUUUCCAAAAUUUGAAUGUGCAUUCGAUGCAAUGGCACAUUACAUUCGGAGGAAAAUUAGAAUUUUUCCGACAAACUGCAUUCCAGCGAAUUUCAUUCCGGCGAAUUAAAACUGGUGACUUCAAACUAGUGAAUUAAAUCUGGUGAUUUCAAACAGACAAAUUCAAACUCACAAAUUAAAACUGGUGAAUUCACACAGGCAAAUUUUGUUUCUGUAAGAGGGCUUAAGAAAGAAUAGACUUAACAUGUAUCACUAAAAUUGAAAUACCAUCGGGGGGGCGGGGCCUGACCGCCAUGCAGACAAGACGCACAUGAAGUGAACUCCUGACAAGUGAAACCAAACAACUGAAAAUAAAGAUUUUCCACCUAAGAAAACGAGCUUUCACCCGGCUGGAGUAACUAUACACUCACGGGAGACAUUUCCUACGGCAUCUCCUCACCUGACAGGCGGUCAACACCUGAAGCUUCUUUGGGGCCUACUUGCGGGAGUGGCUGGGGAGAUACGGCCGGUCUCUCCGCUGCCUGCAUUGCUGGAGCACGAAGAGGCAGAAGGGGCUCUUGAUUCCUCCCCCCCGCUGUUGAGGGUCAUAACGGCAACAGCGCACCAGCUACAGCUCUCCAUUAAGCCCAAGCGACUAAACCCGCGCCCAAAUGGGGGCGUCAAGGCCUAGCCAAGAUGGCGGAGCAGUUACAGCGCAGCACUCGCCUCCCAAGCCGCCCCAGCACACAACAGAGUUUUUCUACAGGCUCUGUUCUUACCUGUGGGUGAAGCGUGGAUCCGCCCAGCGACACGCCGUGGCCUGCGGUGGAACCCCCCACGUGGCUCCAACAUAGCCCCCCGACAGGACAACACACACGACCCCAAACUUGAGCACGGAACCUGCGGGAGUACCCGACCUGCCUUCCAACAAGGGCCCCCAGCAACAGCCGUCCCGCACAGCGCAACCCGACACAGUGGGACUAACACAGCCGACAGCAAUAAAAACCACACCGCAGCAGGGUUGGCAUCUGACCGGCCAAAACAAACAAAAACCCACGGUCAACCGGAACGAGAGCACCGAGGGGGCAACCGCCUGACCGUGACAGCACAACCACUGGCACCCCACCAAAUGAGCGAGCCAUCCCCGAGCAAGGCAUCCUCGAGAUGGAUGCAACAGAACACCCGGUGGGCAUAGGCUGAAAGGGGAAUCCUUACAGGCGUAUGGUGCUGGACCCUAGCCUCUGCCUCAGGCAACUCAUGGGACAUGGCUACCGAUAGCAACAUAUGACAGGGUCAGGCCAGCUAUAUAUUCUCUAGGCCUCUUACCCUCUAAACGAACACCGACAAGCCUAAUUAAGACGGACCCUCUUUUAUAUGACCUAUUUUUAUGUCUUUCUAUUAUGCCAUUUAUUUAUUUAUUUUUUCUUCUCUCUGCUCGGCCUGCUAUAUGUACUUCAAGUGUCUCAUGCAUGUUGAACCCACGUAUUCCUAGAAUGUAACCACGGAAGUCUCACGCGGCCACUAACACACACAGGAAUUAGACACCAAGCAAGCCAAUAGCGACAUACUGUUUAAAGCAGAGGGAGGCCCAGCUAGCUUAUUUACUUAAAGCUAACAACAUUUUUGCAUGGUUAAGCAUGACCGCAGCCUUCCAUUAUGUUAACCUAAGAGCAAGGCGAAAAGGCAUACUCGGACGACUAGCUAGUACCAGGGAGUGCUAUAACAGCAAGAUGUGCUAAUAUGUUUGGGUCAUAUAGAAUUAAACAGGUCCCCCUGACUGCCUACUUUGGGAUAAUUAGAUAAAUCCCUAAUAGCAACUGACUAACACUUUACCCUUCGCUGUGUAAAAAUUAAGCAUGUAACUAAUAGUCCUUAUCCUACAGUUCGUAUACGAAAUCCGCAAAUGCUCCUGCUAAUGCUUAACCCUUUACGUUAUAGAACAGUUUGUAAUUGUUUGUUUCUCAUGUUAAGAUACUAUAAAAAUGUGCUAGCCAAUCACAUGCCAUAACAAGUCAAUGUUCUAGCAUGUAUGUUCUUUACUAUGCACAAGAAAAAUAAAGAAUUAAAAAAAAAAAAAAAAUUGAAAUACCAUCAGUGUUACUAUGGUAUAUGGGAAUAAACAUUUUCAUUGUAGCACAAUGUUGUAUAGUUGUAUCUUCUCAAAUAAAUGCUCAUUACAUUUGCCAGCAAAACAUUUUUCAGCUUCCAGGUUUCAAAAAUCGAGGUGCGCAUUAGAUUCAAGUAAAUACGAUAUAUUGUUGUAAGGCACUUAAAUCUUGGCUCAUUCUCACAUCCCAAAUUUGCAAGUUUAUCCAGCCCACCAGGGAAGCAAAAUCAAUACUUUACUACCGACAAUCAAUUUUUUAGUACUACUUUAGUGAGUAACCCUAUAUAUAGUUUUCCUCUGCUUGACAAAAAGGUGGAGUCAAGUCUUGCCGAAGAUUGUCAAGUCCACAUCCAUCAUUAGUAAUGGGUGAAGGGAAAAGGCUCUGUGUAGGGGGGAUUCUGCAAACACGCGGGGUCUUGCAUGGACCAUAGUGUUGUACUCUCGCACAUGAGACAUUGUCAGAGCUGCUUCAAGUAUAUGAGCUGAGUGGGGAACUCACAAAUAGUGUUCUUUAUUUUACUCACUGUGGUGCCUGACUGCUUUAUUUAUUUCUUUAUCUUGAAUAUUGUAGUGAAUGAUUGAGCUAUCAGCAAGUUUCUUUAUCCAUGCUAGAUACCUGCAGAGUCUGUCCUUUGAAAGAGCAUGAACAUCGGCAAUACUAACAGAAUGUACUAUUAAAAAUGCUCUUUGAAAAGGUGGUGGGAUCAUGUGUUUACCUGCACAAUUUGCUGUUAUUUUUUAUAGGUAGUACUCUACAUGUUGUGAUAUUCUGUUUCUUUCUCCCCCUCACCCCUUCCAAUAGCGCUGUUUUUUUGUGGAAACACUUUAACAUUAACAAUAAAUAUAUUUAAUUUAAUGUUAGAGAAGGUUCCUUACUUAGAAUACAUGCCUCGACCUCUGUAAAAUAAAUUAAAAUGCCAGUAAAGUCUGUCUAGUUCAUGGGUAGUCAACCUGGUCCCUACUGCCCACUAGUGGGUGGUUUGGGAUUUCAGGUGGGUGGUGGUGGGUUCUGCAGAAAAUGAACGGUGGGCCUCGAUGGCCAUGGACCAAGGCCGUCAGGGUAGAUUAUCUCCCCUGCCUGCCCAUGCAGAUCCAGCCUUGCUGUUCGCCCUCUCGGGCUGGUGAGGAGUUUAAAAAUCUCCCUCACUGGUCUUCUGGCGCUUAGUUCCAGCAGAGGGAGGGAAGGGCCUGGAAGUCUCUGUGUUCCUCCCGCGAGCAGGCUGGUUGGAGGUUUUCCGCGCAUUACCAUGGCAACACUCCGAUACAGUGCUGUGCUCGCAGGAGGACAAGAGAGUCAGGCUGCAGCUGAAGGAGCUGCAGGCUAAAGUGAACAUGCCACCACUGGACCACCAGGGUUUGCCGCAUUAUGUCCCCCCUCCCUGGUAAAAGGUAAGAAGAAGGCAGGGGGAGACAAUAAGAUAGAUUUUUACAUCUCAUCAACCUACACACAGCAUAGAUCUUAUGCAUCUUUCACACAUAGAUCCUAUAUACCCUUCACACACAAACAUACACUACACCCCUCACACACACUACACCUCUCACACACACACACACACUCACACAGACUGCCCCCUCACAACACUACACGACUCACACACACACACAGACUGCCCCCUAACACACAUUCACACACAAAGUCUUCCCCCCUCACACACACACACACACACACACACUGCCCCCUGACACACUCCACAUCCCUCACUCACACUGCCCCUUCACACACAAUGCCCCCUCACACACACAGACUGCCCCCUGACACACACCACACCCCUCACACACAAUGCCCCCUCACACACACUGCACCACUCACACUAUUCACACACACUGCACCAGAUACACACUCUGCCUCCCUCACACACACUGCACCUCUCUCACACACACUACACCCUUCACACACAGCACCCCUCACCCACACACUGCACCUCUCUCUCACACACACACACACACACACACACACACACAGAGCACCCUUCAAACACACAGCACCCUUCACACACACACAAACACACACCAGUAGAAAAAAAUAGAAUAGAAAAUAGAAAAAAAGAAAUAGAUAAAUUCAAGUAAAAUUUUUUUUUUUGUAAAUCCUCAUUUCUAGAAAAAAAAAAUUGCAUUUGCGCUAUAAAAUUCGUUACUGCGGCACUGGUGGGCAGUAAGGAAAUUUUACCAUCAACAUAGAUACAAAACUGUGCGGUAGGUAUUAAAAGGUUGAUACCAACUGGAAUGAUAAAUUUUUAAAAAAUCUCAUCCAUCCAUAGGUUGUGGGGCCCCUGAUGGAGCGCAGGGCUCCAGCAACCUACCGCUAUGCACCUUACCCCCCUUUUCCCAUUGAAUGAGACCUGGCAGCAUUACCUGCUCUCUGCCAGGUCUUCUUCUUCCUGUCCCAUGCGGUGCACUGUGUGAUGGGAGAGGCGGGGCUAGGAGGUGACAUCACUUCCUACACUCUCCUCAUACACAGAGCCCUCUCACAGCCAGCGAGGCGAAGGAGCAGCAGCCUGGGAGAGACCAGAGGGAGCAGAGAGAGAGAGAGGAAAUAAGGGGAAGAUAGGGAAUCACUCUUUUACCCCCUCCCCCCCUCUGUCACCAGUCACCCCCUCCCUCACUCUGUCACCUCCUUUCCUCACUGUCACCCCCUCCCUCUGUCACCCCCUCCCUCACACCGUCGCCCCCUUCCUCACUCUGUCACCAGUCACCCCCUCCCUCACUCUCUCACACCUCCCUCACUCUGUCACCAGUCACCCCUUCACUGUCACCCCCUCACUCUGCCCCCUGUCACCACCACUGUUACCUGUCACCCCCUCUCUGACAUCUGUCUUUCCCCUCCCUCCCACACUGUCACUUGUCACCCCCUCCCUCACUCUGUCAGCUGUGUGUGCUGGGGUACCAGUCCUCAAAGUCUGGGAUGUUCCAGGGCCAGUGUGCUCCUGUUAUGGCCUGAGGCUGCCCUCCCGUCCUGUAGGCCUUGCCGCCUCUGGGUUUAGUUUUGGAUUUGGGCGUCAGGAAGAACAGCAUCGGUGGUCACAGUGGGGUUCUCUGAGGUCUGUGCUUGUAUGUGUGGCCGGGAUUGAUACGGGGUGUCCCCGAUUGUGUCAGAUUGCACCGGAGCUCCGGCAAUGUGCAUCUGCUCCAGUCCAUGUGGGCCUCGCCCCCCCCCCCCCACGGUUUACUAUUUUUAAACAGUAAUAUUUGUGUUCAGCGAAAUCUCCCGAGAAUAACAGUACCCCCAUGUACGGGUUUUAUGGUGUUUUCAAAAGUUACUGAGUCAAAUAUAAGGCUUGAAUUUCCUUUUUUUUCACAUUGAAAUUUGCCAGAUUGGUUAUGUUGCCUUUGAGACUGUAUGGUAGCCCAGGAAUGAUAAUUACCCCAAUGACGUCAUACCAUUCGCAAAAGUAGUCAACCCAAGGUAUUGCAAAUGGGGUAUGUUCAGUAUUUUUUAGUAGCCACACUGGCCCAAAUUAGCAUUCAAUUUAUUUUUUUGCAUUUUUCACACACAACAAAUAUGAAUGCUAACUUUGGCCAGUGUUAGUGACUAAGUGGCUUCUAAAAAAGACUGGAUAUACCCCAUUUGUAAUAAUUUGGAUUGUCUACUUUUGCAAAUGGUAUGCCAUUAUAGGGGUAAUUUUCAUCCCUGGGCUACUAUUUGGUCUCAAAGGCAACAUAACCAGUCUGGAAAAUUUCAAGGUGUAUAAACUGAAAAAUGUAAUGUGCUAUAUUUGACCCUGUAACUUUCCAAAACACCAUAAAACCUGUACAUUGGGAGUACUGUUUUACUCGUGAGACAUCACUGAAUACAAAUAUGUGUACUUUAUUGUAGUAACAGCUAACAUUAUUGUGACAUUCACAGUUAACAUGCCAUGCAUAACUAAAAAAAGUAACAUUUCUUAAUUUCUCAAUUUAUUAUUUUAUUCAUAUUACAUUAUGUUUAAUAUACAAAUAUUUAGUGUGACAUGAAAGCCCUGUUUCUCCUGAACAAAAUUACAUAUGAUAAGUGUGGGUGCACAUAAUAUGAAAGAUGUGAAUUACACCUGAACAGACAAAUAGUCCAAAUUCAAAGUUUUGUUUUGUUUUGAUCACAACCUGUACAACUGCCUCAGUCCUUAAGGGGUUAAAUAGCAGCUUCAAUUCUCACAGAAUUUAAUAGUUUAUAAAAAAAAAAAAUCUCCUCACUUGGGGUUUUAGUUACAGUACAUGAUCAUACAACACAUAAGCAUGCCACAACGCUAUCCUAUCCUAGCAACCUAAUGCUCGCUCUUAUGAGAUUAACCUAUUUACAUGGGAAACCCUUCCACCUUGGUCUCUCUGUGGUUUAAGGUUAAGUAGGGCCUUGGAAUGAGGCACUUGGACCAGGGUCAGAUUGUCUCACUGGCAUACUGUGAAAUUUCCUGUUGGGUCAGCAUACCCUCAGAAUUGGUGCAACCAACAGGCGGCCACCUAGGGCACACCGCACGGGAGGGGGGUCAAUUGCUGGAUGACUGUCAGGAGGGGAGCGCACAAUAUAGCGCUCUACCUCCUGACAGUGACUGCAUGUAGCACGUGACCAAGUGGACUGCGGUAGAGGAUCUUUUUUUUCUUCUACCCGAUCUGACAGGCAGUAAUCACUGAGAGCAAUGAACAGCUUUCUGUCAAACCAGAUUGAGUAUACAGAAGAUCCUUCACCGGGGUCUGCAUGGCCAAAAAAUACAAAUGGAAGCAAGAAAAUCAAAUUUAUGCCGAAGAGUUGAUUGACGAGAGAAAGACCCCUUAUUAAAUAGGUUUUUAACCUGAUUUUCAAUGGGGGUUGAAUGAUUUUUAUUACAACUGUACAUAUACAGUUGUAAUCAAAAUUAUUUAACCCCCAUUCAGUAUUUGUGUGUGUCUGUGUGUUUCUGUGUGUGGUAAUGUGCAACUGUAUGUGUGAACACUCGCAUGCAUGCAAACACCAAAAUCAGACACAAACCCACCCCGGCAUUCAAACACUAUCACUACACACAAAGACACAGCUGCAGUUAAACACUGACACUACACUAAACACAUCCCUGGAUCCAAACACUAACAUUGUUCACAAAAACAAUCUUGCCUGCACACAUCAACUCUACACGUAAACAAACCCUGCACCUCUUCUGACAUAUGUUAUAUACUAAUAUAUACACACAUGCUCCAUACACAAACAUGCCUACAUAUUCACAUGCAGGCACUGCAAGGAUGGGCAAUGAUAGAUCAACAGCUGACAGAGCAUCGUCAGACCUUUAAGACACUUUAGAUAUCUCUUUUGGCCACCCUUGCUCUGUGGUUGUGGUCCAGAUGUUUUUGCUCCAGAUUCCUCUCUGGGUGCAUAUUCUGAGAUUCCUUAACCCUGCAAUAGUAAUUAUUGCAGUUAUUGAGAAACUGCAAUAAUCACUAUCUAGGGUUAAUUCCACCUCUAGUGGCUGUCUAUCAGGCAGCCACUAGAGGGACUUCCAAGUUGUUAGGUGACUUUUGGUUGCCUAACUGAUGCUGGACAUCCUCAUGCUAUGCAUGGGGACAUCCAACGUCACCCAAAACCCCAUAGGAAAGCAUUGUUUAAUGUUUUCCUGAGGGGGAAGUCCUAAUGCGAGCGCGGCCAUUGCCAUGCAUGCGCAUUAGGACUCCCCUGUCGGCUGAUGUCGGCGGGGAAGGAGCGGGUCCAAGUCCCUUUUGCACAAUGGGGAUGGAGAUGGGCACUAUAAGGAGCUAUAGUGCCCCCAAAACAACUUUGUUUUCCUGGCAUUAUAGAUUCCCUUUAAGGACCCGUUAAAAACAGUUUGGGGACCCCAUUUUCUGUCACAUUUUAGGGAUUAAGAAUCACUGUAUUACAAACAUUUAUAGGGUUUUGUACUAAAGUGAGAAAUGUCUGGAAUUCAAAGUGAACUUCAAUAGUUUGCGUAAAAGACCCGAAUUAGGAAAAUUUACAUUGUUUUCAGUUUGGCUAUCUUGGACUGACAUUUAAAAAUUCACUUGGAAUUCACUCCGGCUAUUCUCUCAUUAGUGAAUAACCCUGGCCGUGUGCUGAAUGUUCUGAGUUCUUACUGCAAGUAGCUUUUUUUAUUUGUGUUUUAAAUAUUCGUAAUUCUAACAACAUGACCACACAGAUGGUUAGUUUCACAGGAAAAUACUAGCAUAGGUCAUAUUUUUUUGGUAUAAAACCAGUGACGUAUUGAUGACAGAAAUUGAAGUGACACUGGGGGCUGAAUGACAUUCAGGAUGGAAGGAAUGUAAACAGCAGAUAGAAACAAGAAACUCACAAGCAUGACACAUUGUCUCUUCUAGUAACACAUUCCAGUGCAAUAAUAAAACAACCCACACACACCACCCACAGCAUACGCAGAUUGAUGGAAUCUUGUCACCUCCCCAACCAAGAAAGUGGAAAGCAAAACAGUAUUUUGAAAUAGUAAAAUCUCUAAACUGUAAUUAAAUGUUUUAAAAUGUAGAAAGAAACUACAGCAGAAUGGCCAUGAGACCAUUUUCCACCCGGUCCUUCGGUAGAGGUAUCCCCAAUGGGAUUAUAUACAGUUAUUAACAUAAACAAACCGAUAUAGUCAGAGUGAAUGUUUCCAAAUUUUGUUUUAUAUCUUUAUUGAACUAAAUUAAAAUAAAUCACUAAGAGUAAAUAUAAAUAUGGAAGAGACAGUAAGUACACUAUAUACAAAAAACAAAAACAUCCUAUAUACCCACACUUAUAAAAUCCAAUGUAAAUGGGAAUUAUUGUACAGGUUCAAAGUCUGGAAUUCCGUAAGAAUUAUACUUAAACUGAACAACCGUAAAUCUUAUAAGUACUAGUGGAGUCAAACUCUUACACCACUAAAAACAUCUAUAAUGAGAUUGUUCAGUCAUGAGUUUGUUUAACAAUUAAUCCUACGGAAUUUAGUAGAUAAGCCAAUAUGGAUUUUAUAUUUAUAGUAUAUAGACUCAGUAUGUUAUAGUAUAGGCCCAGUAUGUUUAACACAAAAUGUAAACAGAUAAUCUUAACUGCAAUUUAGAUGCAUGUUAACCUAAUGGUAUUACUGAGAGCAUUGUUAAAAAUUAUGCUGGAAAGGGGUAGUGUAACUGAAUUGCCAAGGUGCUUAUACCACGGUCGGACAUGUUGCUGGUUAAUUUUCUGAAAACCUGUUUGUAUUAUUUUGGUUUUAAACUAGAUAUAUGCAAAAUGAAUAAAUCCAACUCCUUUGUAUGGGAAUUAGAUAUAUAUCUAUUUGAAUUAGUAUAUACAGGAAAAGGAAAGUGAAAAAGAGUAAAGAAGGUAAAAGAACAGUGAGGAGGAUAUGUUUUUCAAACGCCACGGCUAAUUAUAAACCCUCCCUGCUUAAUUAAUAAAACACUGAUCAUGUAUCCAUGCUAGCCUUUCAUCGGCACGCCUGGUUUUAAAAGUUUAGCAUGCUUUGAGGUUUGCUGUCAUAUACUGAAGCAUGUCAUCUGCCAGUGAUGCAGAGCAGAGAAUAGAAGAGAGUGGAUAUGAGACCAUGGAUACUUUUUCCAUAAAGCCACAGAGGCCAUGGUCUUUGGGCAACAGGUUGGAGAGAGGUGGCAUGGCCAGUGGGCAAAUCAAAGAACUCUAUGUCACCUGCCAGCCCAUUCUUUUGCCAUGGGACCAAGGCUUACAGUGGAGAUCUUCUCGGUUGGCACUCGAGUAGAGAAGGGUGAAAAUGGCCGGUGGAGAGAUCUAAGAUCUCCCUCACCGGCCAGAUCUUUGCUGUAUCAGAAAAUUGCUGUGGGUCACCACAGUAAUGUUUUGAUACAUUCCCGCAGUGCUGUCGGGAAGGAGUUGCCUGCACCCAUAGGGGUUGCAGACAAGCAGCAUCUCCCGCUGGAUCACCAGGGACCAGGAUUCCCCUCUCCCUAGCCCAACCUAAGCCCCAUGGAAGGGAAAUAAACUUUUCUUUUUUUAUUCUGGCCCUCAGCCAGUAUUCCCACACUACAGCCCCAUAUCCCCCCACUAUAGCCACUACCCCUUACCAUAGCCCCUACCCCCACACUACAGCUAGUAUCCCUCCACCAUAGCUCUUACCCUCUUUACUCCAUCUCCAUUUUGUCCUUCAACACACACAACAGUCCCCCCACCCCCCACCACACACACACACACUACAGCCCUUAUCUGUACCCCAUCCCUUAUCACCCCCAAACACACAUACACUACAGAUCCAAUUUCCCUACCUGUACUAGUCGUGUAGGUUGUGGUCAUGUAGUUAAUAGUUGUGGUCAUGUAGUUAAUAGUUUGGGUUUGUUAUCUUUGAGUUUAAUUAUAUGUGUCACAUUAAAUUGUGAAUGUUUCCAAGUACUUAUGUAAUGGCUAUGUGGUUUUGUGGUUCUAUGAUGUUGCUAUGAGUACUUUUUGACUGGUGUUUGAUAUCUAGCCGUUGGCCAAGCUUGCUGAUAAGAGAGCAGUUUUCCAUAGAUCAGCAACAGAUAAAUAUAAAUCAUUUCCAGAUAAGAAAAAAAGCAUUUUUCACUGAACAUCUUUUAUCGUUUAAUUAAUCCAACAAAUAGGGUCAUUAGUGUAGUUAGUUCUUUUGUUACGUGUUGUUUCCUUGAAGUCAUUGCUUAGUCCGUCUUGCUACACCAUGUAUUGCCCUCUCCUCAGCACUGCCAUUUGACACCAUCAAUCUUUGCUUCCUGGCGACCUCAACUGCCAGGAGCCGUGUUCACUAUGCUACUGGCACGCAUACUCAAGUGUAUAAAAUUAAGUCUGUAUUAGAUCCCACAAAAUCGCUGGACCUUCUAUAGAUAGUCUUGCAUUAGUGCAAUAAGGGGCCAUAUAGAGAUCCAAUUUGUGAAGGAUGAUUGGAAAUUGCUGGUAGAAUCUCUGCUUUUUGACAAAGAUUAACAAAGAUUGACAAUUACAUGAGACACAUUAGUCUCUACUUUGUUCUAUGUAUAUCUUUUAUUGUGUUAAUAUUUCAAAGAAGCACAGUCAAAAUGAGCUUUUCAUAAAAAUUCUCUCUUUAUGAAAAGCUAAAAAAAUAAAAAAAAGUUUGUGUAAAUAUAUCAGUGUUUUACACCAUUGCAUAUGAAUAAAUAAUAGUUUCUUUCCCUUUCUCUCCAGAAUCUAGUGGUCUGUCCACAUGAUCCUCUGUUCUGAUGCAACCCGUGGUAAUGCCUGGUGGAGCUCGCUCUCUUCUUGACCAAUGGCCGCAUAGCGCAACUAGCAGCACUACCAAUCAUCUAUCACAGGUACACUAUAUCUCUGCAGGAUAAAUGUCACAUAAUGGGAUUGUGAAUAAAAAUUAAAAUCCAGCGCACUGCCUUGUCUACUAAACACAACAUUGGUGCUGAUAGAUUUUGUUAGUUUUUUAAAAACACCUAAUCUAGGCAAAAAAUAAUGGGGGUUUAGUUACAUUAUCUGAUCAUACAUUGCAUAAGCCUGCCACACCGUCAAUGCACCCCAUCUUUGGCAGGUCCUACUCUAACAGCCGGGGGGGGGGAGGAGAGUGGGUGUCCGUUGUGGACCCUAGGUCUUGGGUCUGUAAGGGUGCUAUGGAUUGCUCCCUAUGGGGAAGUAGUCUGGGUAUUAGAGUAGCGAUGUGCCCUGGCUUUGGAUAGGGUAGGAGUGGACUAUGUACCCUCCGUUACCUGGCGGCUUCGUGGGUGGCGAGCAGCUCACUGGUGCGGGUCAGUGCAGCUAAGAUUUGCUGCAGGGGGAGGGAGAGUUAGUUGGCCCCGCUUCACUAUGCCCAUUGCCACCGACCCUUAGGAGACAAUCUGGGGGGCCCUAGCGUGGGGUGCGUCUAUGUGUUGUCACAAGGGAAUGCAUGGGGAUUUGAGAGUAUCUGGCAUAGGUCUAGUCCAUGAGACGCAGCAGUGGUAGUUCAGGUGGCGAACGCCGUACUGGCGUCUGUGGAAUAUUACAGUGCAUUUUGAUGUAAUGAACUGGGGCAGCGAGUCCGAAAAAAGGUUUACAACAAAACAUAACAUAAUUUUAACAGGUUUGACAAGCUUACCCUAAUAUUUACAGUGAUAUCUAGUUCUAGUAAGGAUUAUUUUGUAGUGGACUGAAUUAGAGGAUGCUCUUUUGCACUGUAUACAAGCUUUAGGCUAGCAGUGUCUUGGAAUUAUGGAAAAAGGGUUGAGGGUGAACAAGGAGAAGCAGGGAGAAAAAAGGCUGAUAGUGGUGUGAAGGAAAGGGUACGAGGUGGUGGGCGGAGGGUGUUUUGCCACCACCAUGGUGGGAAUUACGCACAAGACUUUUCCACAAGUUGCCCCUAUUUUCAUAAUCUUCCCAUAGAAUCCAUGUUUUCUGGAAUGCUGAGAGAGUGUUUCUAACAUGUGCAAUCAGUUUGUUCAUUAUGAAAUUAUCCCUAAUUUUUUGAUUUACUCUCUCAACCGGGGGAUUCUAAUUUUCUAAACAAUGCUAGGCGAGGGCUCUGUGAGCCCCCAACAUAAUUCUACUAAGAAGUUUAAUUUUCAUGGGAACCAAAGCCUAAAUAUCAAGAAUAAACAAGGGUCUUUGCAAAAUACAAGAUGCAAGAGACCUCCCCUCCUUCCAGUACGACACCACUCUCAGAUACAUCCACCAGAUGAGGUCAAUGUUUCUGCAUGUAUUUUCGUAGAGAUGUCUCCAUGGAAUAAUAUAUUUGUGUGUGUAUUGACCCACAAUCUACAGCACCGAGAAGUGUGUCGCUGUAAUGGUUAUGAUAUUAAAAAUAAUAUGCAGAAAGCAUAGCAUGAUGGAUCAUACAGCCUACCCUAAUAGAGCCUGUGUUUAGAUUUCCCUAUAAAUGUUCAGUGUUUGGCGGGGAGGUUGCACUGAGGGGUGUGACAGUGGAAUUUGUCCCAAACAAAGCCUGGUUUCAUCAUGAAAGGGCACAAGAGUUACAGUCCGCCCGGUGACAUUCCUGCGGGGGGGCAGAGUUCCCCAUACUCCCUCGAGAUGCAUUCCUACUUGGUGCAAUCUCUCCCUAAAUCUCUUUCUCUGUCACGCUCACUACAUCACCUGGCCACUAAUUUUCUCACCUAUCUAUCUAUCUUUAUUUCACUUAUCUCUCUCCAUCCCUCUCAGCUUCUCCCCCUGUUAACUACCUCUGAUUAGUGCUCUGUUAUAGCCCCACUAUUGGUCUUUCCCCCCCUUUUUUAAUUAAUUUAUUCUGUCUACUAGCUCUCCAUCUCCCUCUAUGGCCCCUGUACAGUAACGUCUACUGGUAGGGCAACUGAGGACUAACCCUUUUAUAUCAUUGCUAGCAGCACGUCAAUCUAUCCUGCUGAGUUUGCCCUCUUAGUACUGUACAUUGCAAUUUUAUCAUCUUCCCCUAUGUUCCUCACACUCUCACAAUCUGCUCUUAUAGUCUUCUUAUAGCGAAAUAACUGUGAUACCGUAUCCUGCAUCUCUCCCAUCGUCUCCUCUAACCAUGACCUCUAUACCCUCUUUUCUGUGUGCGAACAUUGACUGUUAUCGCUUGCCUCUCUGCUAAUUCUCUAACGUCUUACACCCAGCUUUACUCGCUUUCUUGCAGGUACUAAAUUCCGGGGACGCUGCAGAAAAUAACAUUUUCUCCGAAAUGAACCUGUGCUGGAGUGAAAUAAAGAAGAAAUCUCACAGUUUGAGGUACUGUGAACUAUUUUACUGCCAUUAAGCAAGACACAUGCAUUGUAUAUGUUAUUCCCAAAAGAUAACUUUUCUGUAACCUAAAUGGAUUACUUAACCUAUUGUAUGCUUUGUAUGCUUUUAUGAUUUUUUUUUUCUCUGUACUUUGUAACUCCGGUGACAGAUGGAUUGUUAAAUACACCGUUGUCAUUAGUCUGUUUUUUCCCUAAAUUAAAACAAUUAUUUUACUAUUGCAAAGAGAGAUGGAUUCUGUGGAUUCAGUUUAUUUAUUUUUUGAUUGGUCACUACAGACAUCCAAAGAGUUUAUUCCUGCUUCUCCUAUCCCUUAAUAAGUUUUUUCAUUUUGUUUGAUUAUUUAAUUAAUAUUUUGGAUCCUAUUUGAUCUACAAGGCGAGUCAAAAGUCUGGAACCAUAUACAUGCCAGAAAGACCCUUAAAGGAUCAUUUUCUAUCUGUAAACAUUCAUGUGCUUGUGAGGGUGCAGUAUGAAAUAUCUUCGAAGUACCUCUUAUACAUGGUGCUUUGUUGCAAACUUUUGGCUCACCCUGUGUUUUCUUUUAAUAAUAUUUAAUAAUAGUAAGCUCAAUAAAUGUACAAAGUUUACCUAUCUACUUAGGGUUCUAGUUUGUUAUGUUAGCUGAUUACUCUUGGCAGUUUAUUGACAUCUAUAAUGAGUGUAUAAAUUGUUACCUGCUUUAGUGGACUACCAGUAGAGAGUUCGUGCCAGAAAGGGAUUACCGGUACCUUCAGGAUGUAUCAUUGUGGAUACUAAAUAUAAUGAGCAAAACUUUGGUUGAAGGAUAAAAUGCAUUUACUUUACAACUAAUCAUUUAAUAAACAACAACCUUUCCCUUUUGUUAAAAUGAGUUUAUUCUGCAUUAAGGAAAAGUGGCCCAUGGUUAGAAACCUGUAGUUCAAGAAAGAAAUGGGUGGUAUUGAAAAGGGACUACGAAAUGAUAGCUAGGGAAUGCUAGCAGAUGGCUGUAUGUGUGUUCUACCUGGUAUACUGCAUUGUUCAUAAAAUAUACACUUUCAAAUCUAACAAUGUGUUAAUAGCGAUGGAACGGAUAUUUACAAAGAAUAGUAGUAAUGCCUUGUGUGACCAGCAAUAAACACAGGGUUAAAACUUAAUUAUUGGAAGAAAGCAUAUACCAAUAUAUAUAGUGAAAAAACAUAGUGGCCAGUAGGGGUGAAAUAGUCUCGGAGGAGAUGAUUAUUUCCCCCCAUAAUAGGGCACUCAGAUGACAUUUAAUGUCCCAUCAUUUAUAAAUUCUUCCAGCAGUUUAUUAAUAGAAGUAGCAAUGUCCAUCCUAUAGGCUUGCUUGGGUAGGGCUAUCUUCACUUAAUGUUCCCAUUUGUCAAAUAUGUUUUGUUAAAAUUUAAUGUUUGUCUUGUUUACAUAUUGUACAGUGCUACAGAAUAUGUUGGGGCAAUAUAAAUAAUUUUAAUUGGGGAUGCAUGUAUCAAAUAAAGAAGUGUGUGAUAGGGAACAGACUGUUCUAAGGUAUCAAGUAAAAUGGCACUCUAUAUUCUGAUUAUACUUUUUGCCUGAGGCCACAUUGCAUAGAGCUGAUUUUGAUGUACUCUAUUGUUUAGCUCUGGCUUGUCCCUCAAGACAUGGAAUUUUAGGUAAAUUCUGAUCUUCUCUGGCCAAUGAUGGGAGCCCUCAGACUAAUGUCUGCCUGCUAAGCUAUUAUUGCUGAAUGUAAUACUGGUAUACUGCUAAAACACUUUAUUCCAAAAAAAAAAUAGAGAUCAGAUUUUUUGCCAUUGUAACUUGUAGUUUUUGUUUGUAACUAGUUGAUCGGACUACUUUGUAAACAUUAUAGUAUAUUGAUAUAAUAAAAUGGAGACAUUUGCCCCAUCUCACAGAUAUCUUAGGCUAUUGCCCUCACUACUACAUGGCCAUCAGAUUUAUGGAUGUCAAUAGCAAUAUCACUGGUAGUGGUGUGGGGGACUUGUGACUUCACUUUUUGUUUCAAAUUAUUUUAUUGAGGGUUUUUUUGCAAUUUGAAAAAACUUAGACCAUUUAAUAUAAAUGUUAUUUAAUUUUUUGGUAAUCUAAUAAGGGGUACAAUUUCUUUGCUUUGGUUGACACAAACAUAUGUGAUGUGUUCCCAUGGGGCCAGUAUAAUGUGCCACACAUUACUCUCUGCUUUGAUGGGCAAUGAGGAUGUGUGUGCAUUAUAAAGAGCAUAGGCAAGAGGGGGAAUUAUCUUGCCCCAGUCUUAAUAUGCUCAUGUUACACUAGAUGGGUAAAGGGAAAGUGUAAAGAGAGCACUAUUCAAUCCUGCAAAGGUUUUGGUAAUUUUGCGUUAAAUCGUUUCACUUUUAUAUUACCAUAAUAAUACUGAUAAAAAAAUAAAUAGAUACAUAGAUAAUAGCCAAUAAAACUUAAAGGAACACUAUAGUCACCUAAAUUACUUUAGCUAAAUAAAGAAGUUUUAGUGUAUAGAUCAUUCCCCCGCAAUUUCACUGCUCAAUUCACUGUCAUUUAGGCGUUAAAUCUUUUUGUUUCUGUUUAUGCAGCCCUAGCCACACCUUCCCUGGCUAUGAUUGACAGUCUGCAUGAAAAAAAAAACUGGUUUCCCUUUCAAACAGAUUUAAUUUACCUUAAAUAAUUGUAUCUCAAUCUCUAAACUUUAAUCACAUACAGGAGGCUCUUGCAGGGUCUAGCAAGCUAUUAACAUAGCAGGGGAUAAGAAAAUCUUAAUUAAACAGAACUUGCAAUAAAGAAAGCCUAAAUAGGGCUCUCUUUACAGGAAGUGUUUAUGGAAGGCUGUGCAAGUCACAUGCAGGGAGGUGUGACUAGGGUUCAUAAACAAAGGAAUUUAACUCCUAAAUGGCAGAGGAUUGAGCAGUGAGGCUGCAGGGGCAUGUUCUAUACACCAAAACUUUAUCAUUAAGCUAUAGUUGUUCAGGUGACUAUAGUGUCCCUUUAAAUCAUUACACACAAAGCAUUUGUAGGGUGUAGAUAUCAAUAGCAACAAAUGGCUGUCUCUCUGCUAUACUCUCAGAUUUAAAGGGAUAAUAUAGGCAUCAAAACUACUUUAGCUCAAAGGAUUACUCCAGCCACCAUGACCACUUCAAUGAUUUGAAGUGGUCAUGGUGAUAGGAGUCAGUAAGUGCCGUGUUUCUCAAAGAGAAGCCUGUGUCCUAUUCACAUCUCUCUUGACUGUGACACACACAGCCUGCGGGUUGUUAGAAACCUGUCAGCUUCAGAAUUCCGAUAUUUAAUUUUGACAGAUUGAUCUACUGGGCCCACGUCACAUGCAGGGCAGAAUGGAAGCAUCAUGUGCUAAUUUCCCUCAUCCACCAUAGAGUACAAUUUGCAAAUGUAAAAAAACUGAUGUAUGUCAGAUGGGGUGUUUUAGUGUUUUCCAAAAGAUGUUUCAGAUGUUUCAUUAUGAGUUUUUGCCUAAAUUAGUCGUAAUAUUUUGUCCCUGUACUUUUUGUACACAUAUUUCAAGUUCUCAGUUAGGCUAAUGAUCACAUUGCCCCGGAGGGGUUAUUGCUGGACUAAUGUUUCCCACAUUAGCUUGUUACAUGGAGUUCCCAGUAUAUUCUGGGUACAAAGACUAUUGCUAGCCCUGCACCAUGGGCAGAAGCAUCCAAGGGCUUGACAGCAUGCUACAACAAUCACAUGGCAGACACAGCAUGAAAAAGUGUGUAGAUGGACUGCUACAUCCCUGGGGUGUCUAACGGUAACCUGGUACAAAUGACGCAGAGUCCCGCAUGCCACCAGUGCUUCUCUAUGGAUAAAGGAUAUCUAGCCUAAACUUUUCAGUUCUGUGGUCAAUUCUCAGUAAUUUACAUUUGAGUAAAUAGCCCUUUUUAUCUUAUAAUAAAUAGUUUUUAUAUAAAUGUACUUUGUACUAAAUAUGUAAUGUUCUAUAUUCCAGAGCUCGCCUAGAAGCAUUUUCAGAUCCUACUUUCAAGUUGCAGCCGCCCCUUCAAGAGAUCAUUGACUGGCUAGGCCAAAAAGAUGAGGAGUUGUCAGCCCAGCUUCCUUUGCGAGGUGACCUCUCUAUGGUCCAGCAAGCCAAAGAUAACAAUUUGGUGGGUAUUUACCAUGGAAUCCAGAAAGCCAUACCAAGAGGUUAUCACUUGGUGCAUGACAUUUAAAUACAUAUACUUUAAGUAAGCUAUAGACGUUCUAUCGAAAAUUAACACAGUGCACCAAAAUGGUGUGAUCUAUGAAGGCUUAUUAAACUAUUUUGGAAGAAGUUCCUCGAUUUCUUGAGAGAAGAGUCAGAAGUUAUAGAGUUUUAAAAGGAGAGCAGUUAUAAAGACACCAGACCCACCAACAUAUCUGCAGGAAUACCUUUAUCAAGGGAGGAUGAAGACAUUCCUGUGUUUGCGUUUUACUGCUCUCCUUUUGAACUCUACAAUUCCUGACUGCUGGGUAUGUGUACCAAUUGUAUAUUUUCUUGUUAUCCACUAUAAGAUCGACCCAUGUGUAUUGAUGUAUCCCUGAUCUUUCCCCGUUGAGCCUAAUACUGUGAUUGUAGUUUGUUAGUGAUGGAUUGUUUGUGUUUGUACUUAUUGUAUGUUUGAUAUAGUAUUUUCAACGAUUGGGUAUUAUAAAGUAUAUAUGUGUUAUGCAUAUUGUUGUGCGUCUGUAUGUUUGAUUAACUAGCUUUUUUGCCCUGUGCAGUAACAGGAUCCCAUACCGUUGAGUACCAUUAUCUGUACUGCAGUGUAUUUUGCAUUAAAUGUGCUUUGUUCGAGUGACCUCCAUAACUGGUUGUCCCAUAAUUCUGCUAAAUCCUGUUUUCUGCACUUAUACAGUUGCGUGAUUAAAAUAGGACAUGAAUGUAAGAGCUGGAGAUGAAUCAGAGAGAGAACAUGUGAAGGGCAAACACGGUACAAAUGAAGGUUACAGACAUACAGAAAGCAAACUUGUGACUUAGAGAAGAAGUGUAGUUUGAGGUAGAGUUGUUUAGAGCUUUGUCGGUUAGUGUCGGUAUUUUAAAAAUGAUCCUAGAGGGAAGGGAAGCCAAUGUAAGCAUUGUGACCAAAUAACUUCUCUCUGUUCAGGGACGUGAGUUUUCCUUUAGACAAGCUAUCACACAUACACUAUGUGUAAAAGCUUUUCUUUAUCUAUAAUAAUUUAUUGCAAAUGCUUCAAAGUUUUGGCAGCGUUAUUUCUAAUGCACUAACUUAGUAUUGCAUUUUAUUUAUUUCUUUUAAAAAUUCUUUAUUUGUACCUCACUUCACUUAUAAGUACAAAAUCAAGUAUAACACUGUCAGAAGAUAGAUACAAUAUGCACAUCAUAGCCAGUAAUAUCACAUCAUAAAUAUAAGUAGUGAAGAGAGGUUUUUUUUGACAAGUUGUAGCACAUACAUGUAAAACACAACUGAUGUAUUCCAUGUGGCUCAUUACAACCCCCUGGAGAGUUUACUCCCGCCCAUACUACAACAGAUGAUAUUCUAGUACCAACAUGAGAAAUGUGGGUGGGGGGGAUAUUACCCUCUAUAGUAUGCUUAUAUGGGUGCUCUCUAGUCGUCUAGUAUGAAUUAAGUGAAAAGUGUACAGAGGGAUCAACGCUUAAAAACCUAAAUAAAGGCAGCACACCAAAAGGAUAGGGCUCCCUCAGAGGCCCUAUAGGUAUAUAGGUAUAAGGAAGUAGAAAAAGGUGACGUCACAGAGAUAAUUUGUACAAUUAAUAUAAGCAAGUAGUAAUAUAGAAAUAAACAAUGAUAUAUAAUACAGAGAGAGAACAAUACAAAAAUAAUAGGUAUAUAUAUAUAUAUAUGUUUAUACCUUUUUAUUUCUUUAUAUAUAUAUAUAUAUAUAUAUAUAUAUAUAUAUAGAACAGUCACAGUUCUAUCUGAGGUAGAGACGUCUAUGGAGUAGUGGGAUCAAGGGGUUUGUGGGAUCUGUAUGAAAGAGAAAAGAAAAUCUAAUAGUGCAAUAAAAAGGUCUAUAUGGUCCUACUCACGUUUUUGAGAGCUAAAAACUAGCUCUACUAUAAACAGCGUACAGUGGUAUAAUCCCCACUUAUGGGAUAUGUGAGGGAGUAUUGUAAGUAGAUAUCUCGUCAGAUGGGGACCAUAUGUAACAUAAAAAACACUAGUGCUCACUGUGAUAAAACCAGGAGAGUGUAUAAAAAUAACAAAUGGUUACUCACAUUUAAUUGGACAGACGCACUGCUCAAUGAUAGGUCCUAAGUGGUAUAAUCCCCACCAAGGAUGCUUUGGUAUCUCUCUGGAACAAGCAAAACUCAGAUGCCAGGUAGUAAAAUAAUAAAUGGUAAAAAAGAUAAAAUGGCUAACUCACAACAAAGAAAGUGGCCAAAAUUCCUUUAUUAAAAUACAGUUAGUUAAAAUUUCUACAACGCUUUUCUCCCCUUAGGGCUUUCUCAAGUGGGUAGUAGUAUGAAUUGCCUUAUGGAACCCAAGUAGGUCCAGAUCUGGAGAUCAUCCCUGUGGAAAAGAACUGUAGUUCAGAGGGUGAAAAAGUACAUCUUCAAUUGAGCUAGCAAUCAAUAAUAAAAGUGGUAGAAAAAAAAUAAUAAAAUAAAUAAAUAAAACUUAAACGGAAACGUUACAGAAAAGGAUAACAACAAUCCUAACAGAAUGUAGGUUGUAUUUAACUUUCCAGACUAUAUGGUGCUCACUGCUGCCUGGGGACAGAAUACUGAGUGCCAGUCAAGUUGAGUGACCAAAGCCUUGGAUGAGUGUCCCGAGGGGAGUUAAGUGGUAAAUACAGGGAUCUUCCUUAGAUCCAAGCCGGUCAGGCGAGUAUGUGUCGCUCUGGUGACAUUACUAAGGCCCAUUACGCUCAUGCUGUCUUUUAGGUCUUCGAGACUCCGCACUGUGUGAUUUUUUUUCCCUUGGUAGGAGAACAGAAGUAACCAGGGAAUGCCCCAGCGGUAGGGAACUUCCUUGUUUUGGAGGACUUGCAGCAUUGGCCUCAUUGAUCUUCUCUAGGCCAGUGUGAGGUCGGAGAAAAUAAGAAUCGAUGAGCACUCAAACUUCGAGGACAAAGGAAUGAAAAUAGUGUUUACUGCUUUUCCUCUAACCUUCCUGAGGAAUAGGACCCUGUCCUGAGUGGUCUGAAAGUGGACAAUUAAAUCAGCUGUUACUGUGGCAGGAGUAGUUAAUGACUUAGUUAGCUGGAACAUGCCAUCUAUUUUCAUUCCUUUGGCCUGUUUAGGUGACAUUAGAGUUUCACACAGCCUUCUGAUGUAGUGUGGCAGCUCCUCUGUGGCAAUUGCAUCAGGGAUGCCCUUAAGUUUCAAGUUGUAGUGUCUUCUUUGGUCUUCCAGUGUUUCCAUUCGGGUCUCCGUGGGUUGCUGGGUCCGCUGGAUUUCUUCCAGCUUUUGCUCCACAGCUGCCAUCUUUGUGUCUUGAGCGCCAGCUGUUGAGUAGGCAUUUCCCAUGGCUGUUUUACAUUGGGAGAUUUCGGCUGCAAUGUUGGAGCGCAGCUCCCCCAGCAUAGAUUUAAGCAGGGUUGCUGUGACUGGCUAUCUUCAGCAACAGAGGCAGGUUUCAUCUCAGUCUGUUUACUGCUUGACGUGCCUGUUUCCGGGACUGCAGCGAAGUCCUCAGGUGAGUAUUCAUCAUCUUGUGGUGCAAUGUUGGACCAUGCGGCCUGUUUUGAGCAUUGAAGGAGGUCGCCAAUAUCUCGGCUCGUGGGCUCCUUAUCCGACCUGGACUUUUUAGUCUUGCGAUCCAUGACUUUGAGUGCCAGUCUAGGAUCGUGUUUCCACCCUAUCUGGGGUAAGUAUUUCAGCUGGGUUUCUGCUGUUUCCACUAAAGUAUAGUGGAGCUCACACAGCAUGCGAACACUUGGGUUCGAUGCUAGCUCCGUCCCCCGCAUUUUAUUUUUGAUUGAUAUUGACUUUCAACUGUUUUUUAUACUACUCUGUCCCUUAUCAUACUUUCUAUCUCUCUUUUAAAAAAAAAAUUAAAAAAAUUAUUUUGCACUUUUUAAACUCUUUCUGAACUCGAUACAGGUGUUUAUGGAGGAGAUAAAAUCACGUGGCCCCUAUAUAUAUUCUGUCUUGGAGUCAGCUCAAUCCUUCCUCACACAGCAUCCCUUCCAAGAUGACACUGAGGACACGUCAACACAGGGAAAAGGUAAGAUCUCCCCCUUUCAGUAACUCUUGAAUUUUGUACGUUGGCACUGAUGCUGCUUAAAUUUAUCGUGGAUGAAUUAUAUGUCUAAAUCUCUAUCAUUCAUCUGAAAUGAUGAGUCAAAUGCCAGGAGCCAGGUACCCAUAAAUACUACUGUUACAUAAUGAUGGGAUUAAUCUAAAUUAAAAUUUCACUCCAAGCACCAUCACAACUCUGAAUGAGUUCCAAAUUGAUGAUUCAGAUAGUACCCUGCAAACACUAUAACUGAUAUAAUUUCUGCAGCUAAAAAUCUAGCUGUCAAUCUGGAUAGAAUGGCUGCCUGCAACCUAUUUUGUCUACGUUAUGUAUGUGGUGUUUUCAUGCAGCACUUACAUCUUGGAUUGUGUUCUUUUUCCUACCCCAUAAGAGAGCCAUGACUACAGACUACUGCUUUGCAAAAACAGCUUAACAGUUAAUAGGGCCGCUAUUUGACGAGUGGAAUUACUUAUUCCGUACUCAUAUGCUGGACAGGAGGUUAUGGGAUACUAAUAAACCCUAAUAGUUGCAGGUACAUCACCUAAAGAGUACAUUUACCAGGAACUUUAAAGGUAAGUAUUUUAAAAAAAUAUUAUUUAUUUAUUGUACUGUUUUUAAUGCAUUAUCUGUAGAAUAAAUUAAAAUUAGAGGGUGUACAACCAAGUUACCAGUGACAUAUUUUCCUAUGGGCAUUUUAGUAAAGAGAUAAUGACAAUCAUUCCUUCUUCUUGUUUUUUCUUUUGUCAUUUUGGUGCAUCUUUUCAUCUUUGUGUAUCACUUUAAUAUUUGUGUAAUAUUUUUCUAGCCAUAUUUAGCAUUUAUGCUCCCUUAAACCACAGGCAGUGAUGCACUCUGCCAUUGACUGUCACGUUAUCUUACUACUUGUCAGCCUUUCCUAGAUCUCCUAAUUCUGUACCCAUGUAGUAUACAUCGUGAAUCUCUUACUCCUGUCCAAUGCCUUCUUUCCCAGUCUUUUCCCAUUUUUCAUGGAUAGUCUGUCUUUCUUUCUCUUUGAAUUUUUUUUUUUUUAGAUACGUCUCCCAGAAGCCGCUCACAGAGCCUCAGUCGAUUGAUCUGGAAGCAGGCUAGUGUUGCCAGUGAGUUGUGGGACAGACUGACUGCUCGCAGUCUGGAUCAGCACCGCCACCUCGAAAGGACUCUAGAACAACUUCGAGAGCUUGGUGUUUCCAUGAAAGAAGCAGGUGAAGCUCUGGAACAGGCUGAGAGUGUCCAAUCCACCUGGGAACCUAUAGGAGAUCUGUUCAUAGACUCUCUUCCAGAACAUAUACAGGCAACAAAGGUGAAAAUAAAAGAAUGUUAGGAAAACGCCGGAGCAUGUCUAAACACACCACUUACCUAUGCAUUAUUAUUUAGCUUUUUAAGGAGGAAAUGUCCCCUAUAAAGGAUACUGUGAAAUUGGCGAAUGACAUUGCACAUCAGCUUGCUGUGUGUGAUGUUCACCUCUCCAUGGAGAACGCAAGAGAGCUUGAGCAGAUCAACAACCGGUGGAAACAGCUUCAGGUAUUUAACUAUAUCAAUAUGAAUUAAAACAUAUAUGAAAGCAGAACAUAUCAGUAACCAAAACCCUUACACAUAACGACAAACUGGUGAAUCCCAAAGUGUAAGUGGAGUGCUUAACCCCUUAAGGACACAUGACGUGUGACAUGUCAUGAUUGCCUUUUAUUCCAGAAGUUUGGUCCUUAAAGGACCACUAUAGUGCCAGGAAAACAUACUCGUUUACCUGGCACUAUAGUGCCCUGAGGGUGCUCCCACCCUCAGGGUCCCCUUCCCGCCCGUCUCUGGAAGGGGGAAAGGGGUUAAAUCUUACCUUUUUCCAGCGGUGGGCGGAGAGCUCUCCCCCUCCGAUCCUCCUCUUCUCCUCCCCGUCGGCUGAAUGCGCACGCGCGGCAAGAGCUGCGCGGGCAUUCAGCCGGUCACAUAGGAAAGCAUUCAUAAUGCUUUCCUAUGGACGCUGGCGUGCUCUCACUGUGAAAAUCACAGUGAGAAGCACGCAAGCGCCUCUAGUGACUGUUAAUGAGACAGCCACUAGAGGAUUAGGGGGAAGGCUUAACUCAUUCACAAACAUAGCAGUUUCUCUGAAACUGCUAUGUUUAUGAAAAAAUGGGUUAACCCUAGAGGGACCUAGCACCCAGACCACUUCAUUAAGCUGAAGUGGUCUGGGUGCCUAGAGUGGUCCUUUAAGGGGUUAAAUGCAUGCUUGCCCUUAAACAGCACAAGUUCAAUUAUAACAUAAAUAGUAAAGGAAAAAAUGGAACAUGUAUGUUGUAAUAACAUCAACAUAUAUGUGGGAAACACAUUUAAUGUGAGAAAUACAUAAAUAGUAAUGUACUCCAUCUCCCAAAAAGAGAUCCUCGAUUGAUACCAUCAAGAAAACAAAAUGUUUAGUUAGGACACCCUUUUUCUGAAGACUAUCUAAGAAACUGACCUUCCUCUUCUCUUACUCCUACAUAAUAUUUUUUUUCAAGGAGGGUGAUUGCAGGGACCCCUUCUGAUUUAUUUCUUUAUUUUAUUAAGGCACAUUUGUGAAUAUUAUGAUCAUGUGGAUUUUUAUAUUCCUUAGUUAUUGUUUUUUAAUGUUUGCCUCAGUGCUGCAGUAGAGAGACGUGUUUUUUUACAACAAGGGUUUUUACUAAUUGUUUGAUCAUUACAGCAUAAGGUUUGGUUUAGGACCUAAUAAAUAGAAUUUGUAAUGGGUGUGCAGAAAUGUUAGGCAGAUUAGCACAGACUUACAGGAUAAGAGGCACAUAGUAGUUUGUAUAAUUUAUUUGCAAGAUAGAUCUCAGGGUAGUGAAUUUUGUUUGUCCUUAAUGAUAUUUCUGAAUUAACAAAUUGAACAAAUGCAUCAUAUAAUUGAUGCACGUAGUUACCAUGAAACUCAUACUCCUUGCAUAGAAGGCCUCUGUCCUACUAGUGUACAACCCAAUUACCAGUGACAUAUUUCUCUUUCCAAGACCUCUGUAGGAGAACGCCUUCGCCAGUUGCAAGAUGCCCACCGUGACUUUGGGCCUGAGUCACAGCACUUCUUGUCCUGUAAGUUAUUUGUGAGUGAUUGAUAUAAAAUAUCUUGGUAAAAGGCUUCAUGAGGUUAAUUAUUUGUAUUAUAGGUGUUAAUCUUUUUUCAUUUGAAGAAUCAGAAUGAUUUUAGCCUGAUGCAUGCAUGUAUGCAUGGUUACAAUUUAGCAGCUCACAUGCAAGGAGUAUUCUUUUAAGUGUUUAAGGUAAAUCAUUCUAAAAUUGAUAUGGCUGAUAUGGCUAUUAGGCUAUAGUUAGUAGUACAUAAAAUUGGUGGAGAAUGUGGGAACUUUUAACAGUUGCAUCAUAAAUAAUGGCUGUAUUGUCUUCAUUACAGCAUCAGUUCAAGUUCCGUGGGAGAGAGCCAUAUCCCCCAACAAGGUGCCAUAUUAUAUAAAGUAAGUGACAGUCAAGAAUGUUAGUCUUUGUGCGUCUUUCCAUAACUUUCUUCUGUUGGCUCUUUACGGUCUUUUCUGGAUUUUACUUCUAUUUCUCUCAGACCUCAGUCUUUACGUUUUUCAUAUCUUUUAGUCACCAGGCUCAAACCACCUGCUGGGAUCAUCCCAAGAUGACAGAGCUCUACCAAGCUCUGGGUGAGAAAUUCCUGCCCUCUACAAGUAUUUCCUAAAUCUGUCUUCUCAACUUUGCAUCAUAUCUGUUUUCUAAACUCUGCAUCUUGACCUGUACACAGACACCACUAAAUAAUUUACAUGUAUUACAUAAUCACGUGUGCACAUAUGAAUAACUAACAUGUUCAUGUGUUUAUGGAAGUAUAUCCACAAGUAUUGUGUGGCCAUGAACUAAGCUCCUUUUUUUUGUUCUAUUUCCAGGGGAUUUAAACAACAUCAAGUUUUCUGCCUAUCGGACUGCAAUGAAACUGCGAAGAGUGCAAAAAGCUCUAAGAUGUGAGCUCUGAAAAUAAGGGGGGAAAUAAAGGGUGGGGAUUUUAGACAGGUGAAUUAGCAUUACUAGAUGGACAAUGUCAAUACUCAACUGGCAUGACUGGUUUAUAAUGGAGUAGUUUGUGACAUUUUAAGAUGGAGUAUAUUAUAUUAUGUAAGAACAUGGUAACAAAAUGAUGAGUGGACAUUUUGUAUCCCCAUUUAGAGUGGCUCAGGGUUCUUGAUUAGAUUUUAUUUUACUUUAAAUAAUUCAUGAUUUCUAUAAGAAGACAAUAAGGUUGAAUUAUCAGAACGUCCAGAAGCUUUGGUUCAGUAUUUAGGAUGCUUACAGAAAUUUGCAUUAUGAUCGCUAACUAAUUGCUCCAAAUUUCUUUCUCUCGCUGUUUAUUUUACUUUCCUCUACCAUUCUGGUUCCCCUCACAUUUCUUUUUGAAUUAUCUCGACUAUCUGUCUUUAUAUAUAUAUAUAUAUAUAUAUAUAUGUAAAUAAGAUGGUGCAAAAUAAACACAAGAACUGUGGAUACAAAUUGUAGCAACCAACAAAAAAAAUCCUGGUUAUAAAAUUAAAAAAGGUAUUAAUAGUAGUGAGUUGGUGUGCAGUACAUUAAAUCACUAUUAGGCAGCAUAUAAAAAAUCCUGUAUAUAAAUCUUAAAAAUCAAUAAAAGUUUCCAUAGUGCUCAUUAUUUAGUGAAUAUGUGUCCAAGUAGUAGUGUUAAAUGAGUGUAUUUUAACUCAAUAGGCAGUGGUAUAGUGACAUCCUCAAACACUAACACACAACGUUAUACUUGCACAAUAUCCGCAAUUAAAGAAUCUAGGAGAUAAACACAAAAAGAAACAAAUCUAGUGCAAUAUUGUCCUAAAUAACAUAAACAAUAGCAGAAAGGCUAAUGUAAAAGCACUCGCAAACACAGAGUUGUUAAAGUACCACUCUUCACUAUCGGACUCAGGGAGGAUCAGCCCCUGGUGUGCGUAGGAUCCUAUCGAUACACUUCCAGCUGUCAGGUAAAGUUUACAAGUAUUUAUUAAAACAAACAGAUUAAAAAACUUUUUCCAAGAUCCGCAUCAGUAUCCCAUAACAGCUCACCAGCCUCUUCUACAAUUGAGAGUGUGUCUGGGAUGAGCAACCAUAGACCCCACAAGUCCCACACUUCUCUCAGGCUUGGUUGCACGUUCACUGUCUACUUCCUGGUUGCAGCUCGUGAAGCGUUUUCCCCUCCUCCUGGGGCUUUCUCAAACGUAAGUGUAUCCUCCUUCUAUAGUCCGUAUGAAAUACCCUUGCUCAUUAACCAAUUAAACUUCAAUCAUGCAUUUCUAAAUUAGAAAUGCAGUCCAGCAAUCACAUAAAACUUAAAGAAAGUACAUAUUCUUGACAUGUCUGUGCAAUUCCCCUGUUGUAUUUAUCGCUGAUUCAAAUGUAAUGUCAUCAUCAUACUUGAAAAUUUUGAAUAAAAACAAAAUAAACAAAAAAAAACAAAGAAAGGAAGAAAAGGGUUAAAUACAGAAUCCUAUAGUUCUUAUGUUCAUUGCUUAAUAUAAAAAUCGUGUCAGAUAAAAGAAUAAAUCACUCACUCCCAGUAAGUUAAAUAUAUCCAUAUUCAGAAUUACUAAUGUAAACCAUAAAUAGCACAUCAAAAAGACUCAUAAGAAGUAUAUUUAGUAUCAAAAAAGGAUAAGUCUCCUAAAUGUAGUUUAAAAAAACAAAAACAAUGUCAUUUGCUCAAUCGAUAUAAAUACAUUAUAUCCAUACAAAACUCCUUCAUAAAAUAAACAUAUACAUAUGUAUUAUAAAAAGGUGGAUUAACCACACAAAAUAAAAAAUAGUUAAAAAAAACGUAAAAAAUCUAAAAACACAGGAAUUAUAAAAAAUUAUAUAACUCAAAAUCUAUGUUAAGACCAGAUGGAAUCAAAGUCUCUAAAUAAAAGAUCCAUUUCAUCGCUUCCUGUCCGAUCUUCCUUUAAAACCCCAUUUUAUACCUAUAAAUUCCAGACCACUCGGAUCUUGAUUGUGCAUCUUUUUAAAAUGGUCUGAAACACUGUGGUUUGACACCCCCUUUUAAAUAUUAUAAAUAUGUUCCCGUAUCCCACUUCAGUCCGGUUUACGCGCUAGGUACUCUUUUCCGUGACCUUUCUGCAGCUUUUGACACUGUUGAUCAUCAACAGCUUCUUCUCAUCCUCCGCAAUAUCGUUCUACAAGAUAUUCCUCUCUCCUGGUGCUCCUCCUACCCCUCCCAGCACUCUUUCAGUGUUUCUUUCUCUGGCUCUGCUUCUUCUCCCCAACUCCUCUUUGUUGGCGUCCCCCAAGGUUCAGUCCUUGGUCCCCUACUGUUCUAUAUCUAUAAUGCCUCCCUUGGUAAACUCAUUAGCUCCUUUGGCUUCAAAUAUAAUUACUUUCGGACGACACGCAAAUCUAUCUGUCCUCACCUGAUCUCUCCCCAUCCCUCUUGACUAGUGUCUCUGACUGCCUCUCUGCUAUUUCUAACUGGAUGACUGCUCACUUCCUUAAACUCAACUUGACCAAAACUGAAUUUCUGGUCUUUCCUCCCUCAAGUGUUGCUACUCCUGUGUCUGUCUCCCUCCAAGUCAAUGGUGCUACCAUCAUCUCCACCACGGUGGCUCGCUGCCUAGGGGUUCUCUUUGACUCCGACCUCUCCUUCAUGCCUCAUGUUCAGUCUAUCGCCAAAUCCUGCCGCUUCCAUCUCAAAAACAUUGCGCGUAUCCGACCCUACUUAACGCCAGAUGCAACCAAGGUGCUGGUACAUUUCACUGUCCUUUCUCGCUUUGACUACUGUAAUAAGCUUCUCAGUGGUCUUACAUGCUCCCAACUUGCGUCGUUACAGUCCAUAAUGAAUGCGGUGGUGAUGCUCACCUCCCACGCCUCAUCCUCCUGUCAGUCCCUACACUGGCUUCCUGUAAGAUAUAGGGCUCAAUUUAAAAUUCUGGUUCUUGCUUUCAAAUCUCGACAUAAUGCUGCUCCCACCUAUCUAUCCUCCCUAAUACACAAGUAUGUCCCGUCUAGGCCCUUAUGCUCUGCUGACGACUUACGUCUACCUUCUGUCCGUACUCCCACCUCUGAUGCUCGCCUUCAAGACUUCUCGAGGGCUGCACCUUUCCUGUGAAACUUACUUCCCUCCUCCGUUAGAUGCUCACCCAGUCUCCACUUCUUCAAAAAUCAUUAAAAACCCACUUCUUCAUAAAAGCGUAUCAAUUAAACUGUUAAUAGCUCCCGACUGAUUCCUCUCUUGCAACUGUCAUCAGUCUAAUACUAAUACUAAUAGUGAUUUAAUGUACUUCGCACCAACUCACUACUAUUGAUAUCCCCACCAUCUACCUUUAUCUUUUUUAUUUUUAAAUUCUUAUAUUUUAUUAUUUUUUAUUUUACUGCUCUCCCAUGUUCUUAUAUCUGCGUGUUCAUAAACUAGCCACUCAAACUCUGUUUUCUCGUAAUCUUUACUCUUUUUUCAUUCUCUUUCUCCUUUUCUAUGUCUCCUUUUUUAGUGGACUUAGUCACACUCCCCCUCCUCUCCCAGAUGUUUAGCUGUGAUAUCCUGCAGUCUCCAGAUCGCUGUCUUGAUGUGCUUGAUGUAAUCCGCUGCCUCAGUUCAUUGUAUGAAAGACUAGAAGAAGACCGUGGCCUUCUGGUCAAUGUCCCCCUGUGUGUGGACCUAACUCUGAAUUGGCUUCUAAAUGUUUUUGAUGGGUAUGAAUACAUAAUUCACAAUUACUUCUCUCUUAUGGUAUAAAAUGGCUGGAGAAAUGGAAUGGAAAAUAUUUAUAUAUGGAUCAGAGUUCCAUUUUUAUUUUGAAUUUAGUCAUCUGAUUAAUUGGUUCUGAGGUCAAUAUCCCUGGUAAAGCAGAUAGUUUGAUGUGUGAUGACGCAUACAUUUUAAAUUUGCACAUAUCAUUCCGAAGCUAUUAUGUAUAUAUCAAACAUAAUUGUUCAAAUUGCUGUCUUCUAUCAUUCACUUUCCUCCACUCUUUUUUAGUGCCCGCAGUGGUCGUAUUAGAGUUCUGUCUUUUAAGGCAGGAAUUGUGUGUCUGUGUGACUCCGACGUGAAGGGGAAGCUGCAGUGUGAGUAUAAUGGUGACAAUGAGGGGUGUUGUUUCUUAUUUGUGAGUAGAUGUUAUGGAAGAAUAAUGAAUAAUGAAAUUAAUGAAUUGAAGUUCUAGAAUUCUCAGAGUGUGCAGUCUAUCAGCAAUGCAGCAAGCUUCACACAGGCUUGUGUAAUCAAUUUAAUUUGAAAGAAAGGAAAUCUGAGGUGAAACUAUGUUAGAAUGAGUGACUGUACAUUUUUGGGAAGAAUGAUUAUACAAUGUGAAACUCAGGAAGGAAAAGAGCAAGAGUAGGGAAUGAUGGCCAAGAUGGAGUUGUAUAUAUCUAUUUUGGAAAUAAUUAUGAUGAAUAGUGAGAUGCUAGUGAAGUGGGAUAAGUGUGUGAGAGAAAUUCUACACAUUGUUUGUGGAUAGCAGUAAAUAAUUUUAUUUAUUUACUCAGACAAGUAGCUAUCAUACAAUACACUGAUCAGCCACCACAUUAAAACCACCUUCCUAAUAUCAUGUAGAUGCCCCUCGUGCUGCCAAAAUAGCUCUGAUGCAUCUAGGCAUGGACUCCACAAGACAUCUGAAUGCACCAAGACAUUAGCAGCAGAUCCGGCAAGUUGCAGUGUGGGGCCUCCAUGGAUUGCAUUUAUUGAUUCCGUACAUCCCACAGAUGCUCAAUCAGAUUGAGAUCUGAAGAAUUUGGAGGCCAAUGCAACACCUUGAACUCUUUCUCAUGUUCUUCAAACCAUUCCUGAAAAUUCUGUGCAGCGUGUCAGGGUGCAUUAUCCUGCUGAAAGAGGCCACUGCCAUCAGAUAACAUUGCCAUGGAGGGGUGUAUGUAGUCUGCGACAAUCUCUGGGUAGAUGGUACAUGUCAAAGUAACAUCAACUAGAAUGCCAGGACCCAAGUUUUCCCAGCAGAACAUUGCCCACAGCAUAACACUGCCUGUGCCAGCUGACCUUUUUCCAUAAUGCAUCCUGCUGCCAUUUCUUCCCCAGGUGAACCAUGCACAUAUACACGGCCAUCCACCUGAUCUAAAAGAAAACUUGAUUCUUCAGACCAGGCAACCUUCUUCAAUUGCUCCAUGGUCCAGUUCUGACACUCACGUCCCUAUUGAAGACACACUGACAGUCUGAGACUAAAAAGACCAAUACACAGCAAUUUGGGAUGCACUGAGUGUUUUGAUACCUUUCUAUCAUGACCAGGAUUAAGUUUUUCAGUAAUUUGAGCUACAGUAGCUAUUCUGUGUGAUCGGACCUGACAGGCCAAUAUUCGCUCACUACGUGCAUCAAUGAGCCUUGUGGGCCCAUAACCCUGAUGUGAGUUCACCGGUUGUCCUUCCUUGCACCACUUUUGGUAGGUACUAACCACUACAUACUGGGAACAACCCAUAAGACUUGCUGUUUUGGGGAUGCUCUGACCCACUCGUUAUCACUAUAUGGCCCUUGUUAGUGUCAAUCAGAUCUAUUAACUGCCCAUUUUUCCUGCUUCCAACAUGUGAAAUUCAAGAACUGACUGUUCACUUCCUGCAGGUGCCAUUGUAACAAUAUAAUCAAUGUUAUUCACUUCACCUGCUAGUACUUUUUCAUGUUGUGGCUGAUCAGUGUAUAAGCCUCCAUUCUCCCCAUGUCACAUUAUAAAACUGAUAAGUAUAUACUUGGCCUGGCUUGCCACACUUCAUGAAAAUUAAUUUGUGUGUACCAAACAUUGGAAUGAACUUACCGUAUUUUCCGGCGUAUAAGACGACUGGGCGUAUAAGACGACCCCCAACUUUUCCAGUUAAAAUAUAGAGUUUGGGAUAUACUCGCUGUAUAAGACUACCCCUCUUCCAGUGCACACCAAAUAAAAAUUAGCCAUGAUGUACAGUGAGCAGACAGAGCUACACAGCAAGACAUUAAAUAAUGAUAAUCUGAAAUAGCAUUUAAAGCCCAGGUAUGUGCCAGGCUGUUUGGGCAUAUAAUCCAUGCCUGCUGGUCUAGCACACAGGAGGCUAAUUGUAUAUAUUCUUUUUACUCCCCCUCCAUUCUUUUUACUCCCCCCCAAUCCUCCCUACAUUCUUCUCACCUCCCCUUCCCUGUGCAGAGUGGGUGGCCGAGCUCCUCUUCGUCCUGUCAGUCACCGGCGGUACAGGAGAUUCAGUUACCUGUUCCCGGCCGGACUGAAAGGAAGUGAGCACUCAGUGUGCACUUCCUUUCAGUCCGGCCGGGAACAGGUAACUGAAUCUCCUGUACCGCGCGGUACCCGGCCGGACUGACAGGACGAAGUGGAGCUCGGCCACCCACUCUGCACAGGGAAGGGGAGGUGAGAAGAGAGGCAGUGCCGCAGCCGUCUGAGCGCUCUCUCUAGAGCGCUCAGGCGGCUGCAGCAUUAGAAGGGCCGGCGAUGGGGGCCCUAUACCCGGCAUAUAAGACGACCCCCGACUUUGGAGAAGAUUUUCCAGGGUUGAAAAGUCAUCUUAUACGCCAGAAAAUACAGUAUUUAAGAAUAGGCUUUUUGAACAAUUAAUAUUUCUUGUAUUAUUAUAUUGAUGUACAAGUUAUAAUUAUAGGAAUGUCAUUCUGCCAAACUACAAGUUAUUUAAACAUUGUUUUAUGAUCACUAUUUUGUUAUUUCUUUAGUAAAUAUGUAUUUUUGUUUUCCUCUUUUUUGUAUUUUUUAUGCAUGAUGUGAGCACUGUAUUAUAUAUUUUCACUUGAUAAAAUUCAAUAAAAUGUGUACAUAGGGGAGGGGGGUGGGGGAAAUAAUGUUAUUUAAAGAUAUGUUUGUAAUUGUUACAGUGUGAUAUCUUGAUUCCCCCCAGAUCUGUUCUCGCAGGUGGCUGGCCCUUCUGGAAACUGUGAUCAGCGGCAACUUGGCCUCCUCCUACAUGAAGCCAUCCAGAUCCCUCGCCAGCUAGGGGAGGUCGCAGCUUUUGGAGGCAGCAAUGUGGAGCCAAGUGUCAGGAGCUGCUUCAGAUUUGUAAGUUCACUGGACAAUUAAGGGGCUGGUUCAGAACCUCUUUCCCUGGAGUCUUGACCUCUUGCUUUUCCAUCAGUGGUCCAAAGUGUGUUUGAUUGGCUAAUAUUUAAAUCAGUAUGUCACUGUUUUAUUGUUUAUGGAAAUUUUCUACGUGACCCUUGUAUGUCUCUUGUUUUGGCAGACUAAUGGAAAUUUGCAUUUGGAGCUAUCUCAGUUCCUGGAGUGGGGAAGCCUGGAGCCACAGUCAUUGGUUUGGCUCCCAGUACUGCACCGCGUGACAUUAGCUGAGUCUGUCAAACAUCAGACAAAGUGUUCAGUCUGUAAGCAAUGUCCUAUGAAAGGCUUCAGGUACGUAUGUCAAUUCUCUGUACAGAUAUCUCUAUUUUUAUCCACAAACUGCAUCUGACAGUAGUUAAAAUGUACUUCCUAUUAAAGUCACCCCUAGUUUUUGCAGGUUACUGGAAGCCAAUCAUUCCCAUACUUAUGUUGCAGUAAAAUCUAAGAUAUCAGACAAAAGGUACAGAGAACAAUAUAAUUAGUUGGAUCAAGGGUAACAGAUAUCUAGGUCAGGAAGGGACUGUGUCAUGUCUUGUGGCAAUGACAAUCAGGAGAGUCAAUAGGCCAAGCUGGACCAGAAAAACACAAUAAAAAAUGAACAUACUAUAGGGACAAAAACCACAAUGGAUCACUUACUGGUUUUGGCAAGCUUUUAUAGUGGGAUGUUCAGUUCCUAUACAGUUGUCAUUCAGCUGUGCUGGAUAAUCAUAGUGUGCAUGCGCUGUGUUUGUGUGUGGGGUCUGGUAUUGCUAUUAACUGUUGCCUGAACUCCUAUGGAAAGCUGUCUCUACUAAGGAUUGCAAAUCUACUGUCUCUAAAAUAAAUGAGAAAACCCAUAAUAAAAUUAUGUACUUGUGCAUCCCUCAUUUUAAGUCUGAAGUAGCUUAACCAGCUUUAUUUGCAAAAGAAGAAAAAAUUGCUUUUGUUCCUUGGUAAGUAUUUUUUUUCCAGGGAAUGCUAUAUGUCUCCAAUAGUGAUGUCCCGAACAGUUCGCCGAACGGUUCGCCGCGGAUGGCGAACAUAUGCGGUAAACUUUGACCCUGUACCUCACAGUCAGCAGACACAUUCCAGCCAAUCAGCAGCAGACCCUCCCUCCCAGACCCUCCCACAUCCUGGACAGCUCACUAAGAAUGCAGCUUCACAAUGAAUGUAAAAUGGAUGCUGUCCAGGAGGUGGGAGGGUCUGGGAGGGAGGGUCUGCUGCUGAUUGGCUGGAAUGUGUCUGCUGACUGUGAGGUACAGGGUUUAAAGUUUACCGCAUAUGUUCGCCGUCCGUGGCGAACGGUUCGGGACAUUACUAGUCUCCAACUAUGAAUGUUGUGCUCUAGCUAGAUUGACAAUCCACAAUAUUUUUAUUACAGUAAUCAAAAUAACAAAUAACUAUUUUACUUUACUGCCCCAAUUACAUACAUACAGGUGGUACUCGAAAAAUUAGAAUAUCGUGCAAAAGUUCAUUUAUUUCAGUAAUGCAACGUAAAAGGGGAAACUAAUAUAUGAGUUGGACGCAUUAUAUGCAAAGCAAGAUAGUUCAAGCCGUGAUUUGUCAUAAGUGCGAUGAUUGGGGCUUACAGCUCAUGAAAACCCCAUGCUUGAAUAUUCUAUUUUUUCCAAAAGGGCAUCCAGAUCGUUUUAUAAAAAAAUAUAUAUAUACAAAUUCUACAGAUUCCUAUCACUCUAACUUACUCUCUCUUUAUUUUUAUUCUUCUUGAAUAUGAUCUUAUAGAUAUUGUCUGCUAAGCUCUCUUUAAUGCUUAUGUGAAUUUUAUUUCUCACUACAGGUACAGGAGUUUGAAACAAUUUGGAGUCGAUAUCUGUCAGUCUUGCUUUUUGACUGGUCAAGCUGGAAAAGGCAAUAAGCUCCACUAUCCAAUCAUGGAAUAUUACACGCCGGUGAGCAAACUGUGCAGUUCUACCUCAUUGUCUCUGUAUUCCCAGAGCUGGGAUAUGAACAAUAUGAACUGUGUCACUUAUCUAAUUUACUUUGGCAUCUGGUGCCAUUGUUCCUCUGUGUUUUCAGACAACCUCCGGGGAGAAGAUGAGAGAUUUUGCUACUACUCUUAAAAAUAAAUUCAGAACUCGUCAGUACUUCUGCCGGCACCCGCAGAGGGGCUACCUACCUGUACAAUCUGUGCUGGAAGCUGAAGUGUCGGACACGUGAGUCACUGUUCAUGUUUAAUUUUUUUUAAAGCUAACUUAGAUGCUCAUGAAAUAUUGAGGUAUUAUUCAUAAUAAUCAGCCUAAUCCUCAUCAUUUACUAUUUUUAUAUAUAUUUUGCAGACCAGUCUCUUCCCCAAUGCUUCCGCACGCUGAUACACAUUCACGCAUAGAGCACUUUGCAAGCAGGUCAGUAUGUAAGAACUGGCUCUCUCAUUGUUAAAAUUACUGUCUUCAUGCAAUAGAUGUAAUACUAUACACUCAAUCCUGGUGACAAGUAAGAGGCUUUAACAUUUUUAUAUAUAAUAAAUAUUUGCUAUACUUAUAAAUGUAUGGUUAUAAGGCAUUAAACCAUCAGAUUUUCACAGUACUGAGUCUAUAAAUCUUUGAGUUUGUUGCGUUUUCAGCUGAGAGGGAGCUGUGGCUGUAUACAGAAAUAUAUCAGUGGUUAGAGUAUUGUUUUCUUAUUCUUAAGAACUAAUAUAUUUUACUCUUAUUGUUUCUGGACAGAUAGCACGACUGAGAGUAUAGAGCAGGGAUCAGCAUCCUGUGGCACAUGUGCCAUGCAUGGCACUUGAGGUGCCUUUGCACGGCACUCAAGGCUACUGAAGACAAACAGGCUCUGGCCUAUCAAGAGUCCCAGUGGUCUUCAGAUAUCUGCUAGUGCAAACUGAGCGGUGACUGCAGGUGGUGAGGGACAAUCCUCAAUUUACACAUUGCAUCACUUCCUCCCAGCAUUUGAACUGGGAUCCACACUGGAGUAGUAAAUCCUGCAGCAGCUAUAGCAGCUCCUGCCCACAACUUUUUUCCUGGCCAGCCUGGUCCCCACUGAACCCCAGGGAAGGCACCCACACUGAUGGAUAUACACAGACCUGCAGAAAAAGCCUCCCCCCUCAUACAAAUAUUACAAACAGCCCACACACAUACCCACACAAAGUCCCCACAACACAACCCCACAUAACAGCCCACAUACGCACAAAUACAACAAUACAAAGCAACUGCGACACCCAUAAAUAGUACAAGCAGAAUUUGGCAACAUACACACCUCAAUUAAAGAGACUUCAGGAUCUGUUUUGGCACAGUACUACUAAAAGGUUGCCUACCAGUGGUAUAGAUGAAUGAAUAUGAUAUCAUGUAUUAUCAUGUUCCCAAUGGGUUAACCAUCUAGCUUUGGAAGGCUGCAUUCUAGGGUGCAACUGAAUGUUAAUUAAAAACAUAGAAUGCCCAGCUUUGAGCCGAGAUCAGAUACCAGGGAUAUAUAAAUACAAUAUACAGGGAAUAGAACCAGGAGGGAAACACAGGAAAAAAGACAAGGCUGCACAUAUGCCUUUUAACAACUAAUAAAAAGAUAAAAAAACAUAUUUUAUUGUCUAGCUAUGAAGGCCUGUCGGAACACAUUCUCUCCUAUAUUUGCUCGAACUACAACAUACCAAACGAGAUUUCAAAUUUACAAAGAGGGACAAUCUAAUUUCAGUGGUAUGAGCGGGAAAUUUUAAGUAACUUACUAAUAAGUAUACAAUUAAAAUGUAAUUUAAGAACAAGAAUAAUGUAUCUUAUUAACAAACUGAUUUCUAAAAAAUGUUUGUAGUUUAGAGACACAUUACUACGAGUAUUAUUGCUGUGGAGCUAGAUAUAUUAAAUAAAAUAUAUCUAAAAAGCAAAUGCAAAGAUGCAAGGUCUCCAGUAGUGUAAAACAUUUUUAAUAUUUAUAACAAUACAAGAAAUGUGCUCACAACACUUGUUGCAAGCCCUGAGCAAUUGAAUAAUGUCUCAUGAAACCUGUAGGAUUGGAGAGCAAACGUAAAGAAGGAAGGCAAAGGUAUACAGAACACAAUAUACAUAAUGCAUAAUACACGUAAUAUAGGACUAUUCACUAAAGUGGGAUUUCAAAUUUAAAGUCAACAAUGUCAGAUAUGUUUCCAGUUUGGCUACUUUGACUUAAUUUUAGAAAUUCACUUUGAAUUGGCACUUUAGCGAAUAAUCCUGAUAUUUUUCUGUAGCACAUAUUUCCUAUAAUAAGUACAGCUGGUGUGGAGACAGCAACAACUUUAUAGAAACAUAUAGAAACAUAGAAUGUGAUGGCAGUUAAGAACCACCCGGCCCAUCUAGUCUGCCCAAUUUUCUAAAUACUUUCAGUAGACCUUGGCCUUAUCUUAUAGCUAGGAUAGCCUUAUGCCUAUCCCACGCAUGAUUAAACUUCCUCACUGUGUUAACCUCUACCACUUCAGCUGGAAGGCUAUUCCAUGCAUUCCCUACCCUCUCAGUAAAGUAAUACUUCCUGAUAUAUUUUUUUUUAACCUUUGCUCCUCUAAUUUAAGACUAUGUUCUCUUGUUGUGGUAGUUUUUCUUCUUUUAAAUAUAGUCUCCUCCUUUACUGUGUUGAUCGAUGUAUUAAUACAUAAUACAGUUUAUGUAAUACAAUAGCCAAUUUCUGUUUCUGUUAAGUCCGCAGCUUGUGAGCAAAUUUCAUUUACAGCUUGUUUUAAAUAUUAAACGUGUGUACACUAUUGGAGACCUAGUUUUUUAGAUAUAUUUUGCCUGUGUGGAUCUGUGAGGAACGGACAAGCAAUCCUAAUCCAGGGCAGCAUUAGAUUUAGGAGAAAAUACCCAGAUUUUCUAUAUUAUUAAAAUUACGGUUUAGUGAAAAUGUACUGCUGUGGUGACUAUAACUUCACGUGAGAUUUAAUUGUGUCAAUUUCUAGAAAUGCUAAAUCUCCCCUCAUUAAAUCAUUUCCUCUGCAGGCUCGCUGAAAUGGAAAGUCAGAAUUGCUCCUUCUUCAACGAUAGCCUCUCCCCAGAUGACAGCCUGUGAGUCUUUCUGUUUUCAUAACUUGUUGCUCCCCAAGCUUCUUAUCAAGGCCUCGAUUUAAUACGUUUUCUAAACGAUUCGAUACUGAUUGGAAAACCUUCCCAAUAAUGUAUCUACAAAAGUCCCCAUUAAAGUCUCUGGGAAUUUUUGCUGAUAAAUCAUUUGGAAAGUUAUUUUAACAGUCGUUCAGAAAUAUUCCUAAAUUGAGGCCUAAAUCUGAAAUAAACAAAUAAAGCUAAAUAUUUCACUACUCUUGUGUGUGAAGCCUCAUUUUACAUUCAGUUAUACUGUGUUGUAUGUCCUUCUAGAGAUGAAGAUCAGUAUUUGCUUCGACACUCGAGUCCCAUUACAGACCGGGACCCAAGCAACACGUCGCAAACUCCUGGUACCUUUAAUCCAGAACAGGAACAAGGAGAGCUGGAAAAAAUCCUUGCCCACCUCGAGCAUGAGAACAGGUAUUCUAUUACUGCAGUUAGAUAUCCAAAGUGUGAUAUAAAUUAACUGAAAUAAUACCUGUAAACAGAAAUUAAAUAAUUGGAUUCUAAAACGUUUAUUGGUCAAUCAACUUUGUAUUUCAUAUUUGCAAAAAUAUAUCUGUACUGCUAUCCAUAGAUGAUAGCUACAAAAUAGAAACUGUGCAGCCAUGUGAGGAUGGGAUGAACAAAAUGGCUUCCCAGUCACUAGGGCAAUAAAUGGCGUGGGGAGGAACAAGGAUAGCCUACCUCCUAUUAUUUAUUUAACUCUGAUUCACAAACGUCUGAAUGAGAUCCUGAUUAAAAAUGUUCUGUGAAAAUGAAUGUGUAGCUAAAAUAUUUACUAAAGGUACAUUGCACAUCCUGGUUUAAAAUUGUCACAAAUUAUCACGUGUAGAAAUACUAUACAAAGUACAAGAUUUAAUCAUUUAUUAAACAUCAAAUAUCUACCGGGUCUUCUGCAAAAUAGGUCGACCUACUUUUCAGCACUUGCAAUCAACACUAUUUGUCCUUUGGCAGCACAAGCAGCUAGUGGGCAAACCGUUAAAAAGAAAACUUCAGGGGUUUGAGACAUGUAACUUUGGCAGUUGGCUAAAUACUGCUAGGCAGUCACCUUUAGGUAAUAAAAAAUGUAAUAUUGGGUGACCAAUGCUGGGAGCAUAAUGGGCAUGUUAUGGGUACUGUGGCUGGUCAUCCUUUAAUUCCGUUUCCUGUAUGGUGGAAUGGAGACCUGUUCAUGGUCCCUCACCAAGCCAACCACCCAUGCUGAGCAGGUGGGGGCUUAUUAAAUAAACUAUUCAGAAGGCUGCUCAGUUUUAAUAAGCCUCUUAGUUGUGGGUUUUAGGGUAUCAAUAUAAUAAUAGAAGGGCGAUUUGUGCUACUUGGCAGCCAGGUCCCUUAUUUAUCUCACAUAAACCAAAAAUAUAUAUUCUAGUACAGGUAAAUGAAAAUGUUUGUUUAAAAUGUAAGAACAGAUGUGAGAAAUAUGAUAAAAUAGAAUUCACAUGUCUGCUAGCUAGUCCCUGUUUAUUUAUUUAAUGAUGGUGUUUUUUUUUUUACUCCAGAAUUCUCCAAGGAGAGCUGAAACGGUUGAAGUGGCAGCAUGCAGAGGCUGGUGAAAGUGCAGUGUUGGGAGAGGUUUCUUCAGACUCGGGAGGUGGUGGCAGUGGUGAGGCACAGAGUGAAGAAUUGUUGAGUGAAGCACGGAUCUUAAGGCAUCACAAGAACCGUCUGGAAACACGUAUGCAGAUACUGGAGGACCACAACAAGCAGCUUGAGUCACAGUUACAUCGACUCAGAGAGCUGCUUCUGCAGGUAUAAGAGCAACAAAGGUUGAGUUACUUAUGGGGUGCAACUCCUUCUCUAGCAAGAGUUGUGCUUCCCUAUGCUCUCCAUUGGGGGCAAUUGUACUUUAAACAAGCUUCUGUAAGAUUGGACCAGAUUGGAUAGCCUUCGCUCCCCACCUGCAUCAAUGAGCCAUGGGCUCUGACGCUGUUUCACCAGAUGUCCUUCCUUGCACCAUUUUUGGUAGCUACUAACCACUGUAUACUGGGAACACUUCACAGGAUUUACCGUUUUGGUUAUUCUGACACAGUUGUCUAGCCAUCACUAUUUGGCCCUUCUCAAAGUAACUCCGUUUUCUACGCUUGCUCAUUUUUCCUGCUUCCAACACAUGAAAUUCAAGAAUUGACUGUUUACUUGCUGCCUAAUAUAUCCUACCCCUAGACAGGUGCCAUUGUAACAAUAUAAUCAGUGUUAUUCACGUCACCUGUCAGUGAUUUUAAAGGAAUACUAUAGGGUCAGGAACUUAACAUGUAUUCCUUAUCCUAUAGUGUUAAAAACACUGUCUAGCUCCCCUGGCAUUCCUUGCCCCCUAAAUAUAGUAUAAUAUUACCUUUAUUCCAUUCUGCUGGUGCUGGCUCUGCCCCUGAUCUGCAUCCUUGACUGACCUCAUCAGAAGUGAUGUUCUCCGCCAGUCACAAUGCUUUCCUAUUGGAAAGCAUUGGAUUGGCUGAGAUGAUUAAUUCUGAUGAUCUCAGGCAAGGAGGCAGAUCAGGGGCAGAGCCAGCACCAGCAGAAUGGAAUAAAGGUAAUAUUAUACUAUAUUUAGGGGGGCAAGGAAUGCCAGGGGAGCUAGACAGUGUUUUUAACACUAUAGGAUAAGGAAUACAUGUUAAGUUCCUGACCUGGCCAAACACCAACCUGGCCAAUCAGAACCUCCUCAUAGAGAUGCAUUGAAUCAGUGCAUCUCUAUGAGGAAAGUUCUGUGUCACCUAUAGCAGCCAUCUAAGGAGUGGCCAUUCAAAGUGUCCCUUGGCAGUAAAUAUUCUCUAAAAAGUGUUUAUUGCAUAAAGCCUGCAGGGACUGACUUUACUUACCAGAACAACUACAUUAAGCAGUAGUUGUUCUGGUGACUCUAGUGUCCCUUUAACCCCUUAAAGACACAUGACAUGUGUGACAUGUCAUGAUUCCCUUUUAUUCCAGAAGUUUGAUCCUUAAGGGGUUAAUGUUGUGGGUGAUCAGUCUAUAUUGAGCAUACACAUUGCUGUUAGGAACAUAUGUGUAGAAAGUUUCCUUUUUCUUAAAAUAAAUAUGUAUGAGAUUGCUUUUUUGUUUUAUAGUUUAGGGUUUGUUUUAUACUUACUGGAUUUUUUUAUAUUUUCAAACUGUCUAGAUUUGAUCUUACACUAUAUUCCAAUAUAUAUGUGAAUGUCUGGUUUUCAGCCAAACACAGAUGAUGGGAAACCUUCAUCUUCCUCCACUACUCCAGACUCUGAAAAUAAGUGUCCUGUGGAAAGGAAUGGCGGCACGCCAGAGACUGAGGCAGCAGGUAAGAAGAAAUAUUUCCUAAUAUUAUAGCGGUUAUGGCUAGCUGUGGGCAUGUGAACAGUGGAUUAGUACUAUCACAAAAUAUUACUUGGUAUACACACCGAUAGACCACUCAACUGUACGAUUACACUUACUGGAGACUGGGCAUCAUUGGCAAACGUUUACAAUGUUCUUGAAUUGUUUUACGAUUGAGCUGUCUGAAACAUUUAUUUGCUUGUUAAAAAUAGUUGGCAGUGGGCUGAGGUGUAUUAGAUUUAGACUCAUCACUUCAAAAGACAUACUUGUGUGUCAUAACCAAAAAACUAAUUAUUCAUUCCAGUAGCUUAGUGUCCGUUGCUUUCUAGCAGUGUUUCUCGGGUGGUUGAAAAACACUAAAUUAUACAAUGUUGUCUUCAAUCAGAUGUGUAGGGAUCAUCUUUAAAGCAUACUACACUGUGAACUCCCCACAUUUCCUGAUAUAAAUGAAAUAACUUUGAUUUGGUAGCUGAAAAGUGAACUAAAAAAAAUGUAAAUGUAAAAAAUUUAAAUAAAGUAAAACCUCUUGUAAUCAAUUUCUUAGGGGGUAAAAAGAAAAUGAAUAAUUUCACUGUUUUUCUUGUAUAACAUUUGCAGAUGAUGUGGACAGUCGGACUAGAGAAGUAGGAUUGUGUUUAGAAGACAUUAUGGAGAAACUAAGAAAUGCCUUCCCCAAUACUAGAGGUAUCCAAAACCGUCCUGAUCUUGCUCUAUGUCAGAUAAAGUAAAUAAUACCUUACUAUAUGACUCUUAUGUAUUCAUAUUUUUUGACAGUUUUUGUUCAGUCUUUGGGAAGAUUCUCUUAAUGAUAAAAAUGAUAAAUUGAUUUUACACUUGGGAGUUUACGGGUAGAUAAUUCCUGAAUCAGCGGAUUUUGUUUAAUUAACCUUAGCAUUAAAUUUUUUCUUCUCAGAUGUUGACAUGGCACCUGUGACGUCCAACACACUGCCUUUGUGACAAUAAACAUGCACAUGACAUAAAGUUUAUCCUCUUCUGGCAAGGUUCCAUAACGCAUCUUCCCAGCCAAUAUAAAGAAGAUAAAAGGUUCACAAGUAGCACCAGUCCCAAAUUAGGUUAUGGUUUUUCAAGCCUUGGCUGGACAGUAGCAUCUAGGCCUUCCUGAACUCCACGCUAGUUAUGAGAUGCCUAUGGAUUAAUGAAUUGUGGUUAUGUGCACACCUUACAUCACUGUGCCUACUUUGAUUUUUUCAAAGAUAUCUGAGUUAGAGGAUUGUGGUUAAUACCAACCCUCACCACUCCGAUUUGAGCUGGUAUUUUCAUGACUUACCGCAUGAGGAUCCUGGAUAACCAAUGAAAAACAGAAUGUCAAGGGAAAAGUGUUUCCCCCAAUUUCCACCACGAAGCACCAGGGACAACCACUAUCAAGUUCAAUGUUAACAGAGGAUUACAGAUAUCCCAAUGUUUUCUGGUUAUGAUGCAAAGAAUUGCCUUGGACUUCCAUCACACCUGAUCAAACCAAAAUUAUCCUCUGUAACAGAAAUUAUAAUCACAGAAACCCAAUUCCAGAAUUCCGAGUGAUCUUUUUUGUCAACGUGUAUCAGGAUCACUCACACUCUGAAUAUCUUAACAUGCUCCAAGAGGUUAUUUUCUCUUCUGUUUUUUGUAUUUUUUUUUCAAACAGGAGACAGCUAUGAUUAAUAUGUUUUAAUGUUUUGUCUUGCUUUCCUUUUUAUCUAGGUGCAGAUAAAAGGAUGGGUAGUUUGUGAUUACAAUGUGAUACCAUUCAUUUUAAGAGUGCUGUAAAGAAUAGGGGAAUGUACAAGUAAAAGCUACGUUAAGGGAUGUGCACUUGUAGCUAGGAAGUAACAUCUGAGAAUGUGUAGGUAAUACGUUUAAAUAUAUUGGUAAAGUCAGAAUUUGUCUGUGUAGAUGUAUAGAGGGAAAAAAAAUCUGUCAUAUAUCGUGAAUCUGUCAGCGUUUCAUCUAUGGGUGCACUAUAAAUAAGCAGAGCCAAAGAUUAAUAUAUUUGAAGCAGUUAAAAUGAAAUCAUAUUAAUUAUAUAUUUCAUUAGCAGGUAAAUAUUAAAAUGAAUAGCAAAACAAUUACAGGAGUAAGGUCCAAAUAAAUAGCUGUAAUAGUAAAACUGCUGUUAAAUUUAAUCUAAAUGAUUUUUGUUUUUUUACCAUGAGGAACUGCGGUGGAUAACCAAACCAGCAAUUGAAUAUUAUCCAGUACCAUAAAUGCAUAUAGAUACCUGUAAAUAAGAAAUAUUAAACACUAAAGAAGUGUAAGGGUAUAACCAAUAUAUCCUGAAUAAGUACAAUCAUUAGAUAUUUAUAUAGACUUGUAAAAUAUUAAAUAACGAUUUUACUGACAUAACAGAAUAAUUUAUAGUAGCUAGCUUAUAAUUUAAUUUUUUUUUUUAACAGUGGAAAUCAGCUAUAGUAAUAUUUAUAGAAAUGGAUAAUUUAACUCAUUUCAGUUAACAUGUUGACUAAUAAGUGUUUGCAUCAUGUGUAAUGACCAUUCCAACCGUUGAAUGUAUCUAUCCAAUGUUAAUGGUAAAAUUUCUACAGGCAAAUGAAAACGCUGGAUAACGAAUUCCAAUCAUUUAUUUUACUGGUACUCAUGGGUAAAGACAUUUGCAAUUGCAAACAAUCCUUCUAAAACAAUUUUAUACAUUUCUUGUGAUCCUUCGCCCUGUUGAAAGCAGACUGGAAAGAGGAAAUAUUGACAGAAAAGAUACAGAGAACUUUGAAGUGACAAUGAAAAGUGAUCUGAGAAGAGUUCUAAGGGGUAAUAAAGCAAAGCACGGGGCAACAGUAAAUGGAGACAUAAGGUUUUUUUUUUCCUUCAUCUAAAAUGGAAAAUAUACUUUUGGUGGUGACUGGUGGUAGUAUGUAGUGUUGGGGUGGGCAAGUAGAUGUUUGUUUAAAAGUAAGAGACGUUUGUUGGGCAAAGUGUAGUUCUCCGUCCUUAAAGAAAAAAGCAAAGUUGGUAAUAUUGGAAUAUUGGUUUAAGUUACUUACUUUUUUGAAGUCUAACCAGUAACAAUCUUUUGAAAAGAAAAAAUAUAUAUAUUUCAAAUUUUGAAACCAAAAUAAAGUUGUCUUUGAAAUGCCACAGUGCAUCGAGUUUUCUGGGCAUAAAACAAUAUUUAGACCAAAAGUGCCCAAAUGGAACAUCCCAUGAUACUUUACAAGUACAACUUCCAUGAUGCUUGGGUUUUCUAAAAUCUGGGAAUGCAUCAUGGAAGUUAAGGUUGUACAACAUCCAGAAAUCUAAAUUCUGAGCACCCCUCGUUUUAGACACUUUUGGCCUAACUCAUGCUUCACAGGAUUUACAAUCCCCAACUUGAGACCCUAGCCUGCUGUCAACCCUUUUUGGGAAAACCGGAUACAAGUCUCUUAUAAUUCCAGUGCAAGUGCAAAAUUAGACAGGCUCACACUGUGCAAAUGAUCUCACUGCAUUCAGCACACAUUAGAGUGCUUCAGUAGAGCUCUGCACAGGGGCUAUCUCCUUAGUGGGAUGCAUUCCAGACUGAUAUUUAUACAUACUUAAUUCCCACCAAGGUACCACAUUCCGAUCUUCCAGUGAAUGGUAUGCAAACACAAUGCAGCAUGCGAAUGGAAUGCUCAAAGCAUAAUUAUAUCAAAACAACAUGAAGUGCAUGGCCAUGAAAGCCUGCAAAGUUAAAGGGACACUAUAGGCACCCAAACAACUUUAGCUUAAUG
Messenger RNA from Pelobates cultripes (western spadefoot toad), 46511 nucleotides. The record is from the annotation of a GenBank genome assembly. NCBI's taxonomy places the organism in Eukaryota, Metazoa, Chordata, Amphibia, Anura, Pelobatidae.